This is a messenger RNA of Spodoptera littoralis (African cotton leafworm), 58697 nucleotides long. The record is from the annotation of a GenBank genome assembly. Lineage: Eukaryota; Metazoa; Arthropoda; Insecta; Lepidoptera; Noctuidae.
AUGCAUAAGGAGACAAUGUAUAUAGACACCUUACCGCUCGUGGUUUGGACGCUCUUAGUCACAACGACAAAUGUAGCGACACAAAGCCAAUAUGGAAUAGGUUUAGGAAUAAAACGAGAAGUAUUUUUCUUAAAUUUAGAAGACGGCUAUUUUGGCUGUCAAGUAAACGAAUCGACACAAAUAUUACAAUUAUAUGAAUUAUCAAAAUUAUGCGACGGUGUCAAGGAUUGCUAUAAGGGAUCCGACGAACUCGCGAAAGAAUUGAAAUGUACAGAUGUUAAUGAAUGCAAAGAAAGACCAUGCGAUGUUUUUGCUCACUGUACGAACACGGUCGGUAGUUUCCAAUGUUCGUGUUUCCCAGGCUACGAAGGCGACGGUUUCACUUGCAGAGAUAUAAAUGAGUGCGAAGAUCCAGCAGUUGCAUCGCGUUGCGUAGCAAACGCAGAAUGCUGUAACUUGCCGGCUCAUUUUAUUUGCAAAUGUAAUCGAGGUUUCGAAGGUGAUGGGGAAGAGGAGUGCAGAGAUAUUGACGAAUGUCGACGUCCUGGUGCUUGUGGUGUGAACGCCGUGUGUCAAAAUUAUCCAGGAAACUAUACGUGUGCAUGUCAAGAUGGUUAUACUGGAAAUGCAUUCGAUGGCUGCAUUGAUAUCGAUGAGUGCGCGAUUGAGGGGAGUUGCGGUCCGGGCGCAGUUUGUCGCAACGUGGAAGGCGGCUACGAGUGCAGCUGUCCACCAGGCUACGAGGGUGACCCCCGCGUCGGCUGUCGCGAUCAGGAUGAAUGUGCACACGCUACAUGUGGAAUUUCCGCAGUUUGCGAAAAUCUUCCAGGCGCUUAUCGCUGUCUGUGCCCACCAGGUUUCGAAGGCAAUCCAGACGUAUUGUGCACUGACGUGGAUGAAUGUAAGGCUAGUCAAGCAGUGUGCAGUGAACACGCUGUAUGUACCAACACCCUCGGCAGCUUCGUGUGCACCUGCAAGCCAGAAUAUACAGGAGACGCGCGUGUAACCGGAGGUUGCCGUGAUAUCAACGAAUGUGAGACGCUUGAACAUCCCUGUGGAACUUACGCCAUCUGUGAGAAUACUGCGCCAGGAUACAAUUGUAUCUGUCCACAAGGCUACCGAGCUCAACCAGAUCCACAAAUUGCAUGCGAGCAGGUCGACGUUAAUACUUUGUGUAAAUCAAAUUUCGACUGUACCAACAAUGCGGAGUGCAUAGAUAACCAAUGCUUUUGUAAAGAAGGUUUCGACGCCCGAGGAUCAAUUUGUAUUGACGUUGACGAAUGUGCUAAAAAUUCUUCUUUAUGUGGAGAAAAUUCAAUAUGUAUAAAUAAAGCUGGUGGAUUUAAUUGUCAAUGUGCUAAUGGAUUUGUUGGUGCUCCUCCACGAGUAGCUUGCCGAGCUCCAUGUGAGGAUGUGAAAUGUGGCGAGCAUUCGUAUUGCAAACCAGAUGGAAUAGAAGCAUAUUGUGUGUGUGAAGAUGGCUGGACAUUUGACCCCACAGACAUUGCAGCAGGUUGUAUAGAUAUUAAUGAAUGUGAUACGUCGGUUGGGCCGGUGGGUCGCUGUGGUAAUAAUGCUCGCUGCAGUAACACACCGGGCAGUUUCAGUUGUCAAUGUCCAGAAGGCUACACCGGCGAUGCUUAUAAACAGUGCACAGAUAUCGACGAAUGCGUUAUAGAGAGUGCUUGUGGUAUUGGAGCCGAUUGUAUUAAUCGUGAUGGAUCGUAUUCUUGUGAAUGCCCUGAAGGUAGUAUACCAGAUCCAGACCCUAGAGUACGAUGUGUCGAAAUACUUACUUGUAAAUCUGAUAAUGAAUGCCCCGGAAAUGCAGUGUGCGACCCUAACUCGAGAUGUUUAUGCCCAGAGCCGAAUGUUGGAAAUGAAUGCAGGCACCCCUGUGAAGCUUUGCAAUGUGGAAGUAAUUCGGAAUGUUUACUAAAUGACCAGGUCGCUCAGUGUACGUGUAAAAGUGGUUUUGCUGGCGAUCCAUUAUCACCAACUGGUUGUCAAGAUAUUAAUGAAUGUAUUGAAAAUCCUUGUGGUGUUGGAGCAGUUUGUAAAAAUCUCCCCGGACGUUUCUUAUGUGAGUGUCCGGGUACAUUUAAUGGGGACCCUUAUGUGGAUGGCUGCAUACCUAGUAUACGUCCGAUUGAAUGCAGUAGCACUAAUCCGUGUCCUCAGGGUGAACAAUGCAUUUUACACGAUGGAGAAAAUGUUUGUGUUUGUACACAAGGAUUUGCACGAAGCAAAGAAACUGGAAUAUGCGAAGAUAUUAAUGAAUGUACCCAUCACGGUCGAUCGCCAUGUGGCCUUAAUGCUAUUUGUAAGAAUUUACCUGGCAGCUAUGAAUGUAAAUGUCCUGCAGAAUAUAGCGGAAACCCUUACAACCUUUGUGAGUUAUGCAGUGAUAUUACUUGCCAGUGCCAACCACCUUACAAAGUAAUCGAUGGUAGUUGUGUGCUUUCCGGCUGCACAAAAGAUAAUAAAUGUGGAAAAGGUGCAGAAUGUAUUGUAAUUUCCGACGGAGUAAGUUAUUGCGCUUGCCCGAUCGGUUUUACACAAACAGCUGAAGGGUCAUGUGAUGAUAUUGAUGAGUGUACAUCAGGACAAUCAGUUUGUGGAUUUGGUGCAGAAUGUGUAAACACAAUUGGAUCUUUUACAUGUAAAUGUCCAAAUGGUUAUAGUCAAGAUUCAAUAACUGGGCAUUGCACGUUGAAUCAAAAGAGAUGUAUCAGUGAUUCAGAUUGUUUCCCGAAUGAAAAAUGUAUUCAACCUGGAAAAUGUGUUUGUCCACCACCAUUUUAUUUAGAUGUAUCAGAUGGCCAAAAAUGUAAAAAUCCCUGUGAAAGAUUUACUUGCGGAAUUAAUUCUAAGUGUACCCCAAGUGACCCUCCGCGAUGCAUGUGUAUGACCGGAUUUGAAGGAGACCCCUACACGGGAUGUACAAAUAUUAAUGAGUGCCAUAGUGCACCGUGUGCUUUUGGUGCGAUUUGCCACGACCAGAAAGGUGGAUAUCGCUGUGAAUGCCCUGCUAACAUGGUUGGUGAUCCCUACAAAUCGGGAUGUGCGGCCGAAGAAAUUCCAUCAGAAAAACGUUUAUGCAGUUCAGACGAGGAAUGUCCUAAUACGCUCGCGUGUCUGAAUAGCUCUUGCUUAUCUCCUUGUACAACUGUUUCGUGUGGAUCACACGCCUUUUGUGAAGUGGACAAUCAUGCGGCGUGGUGUCGUUGUAAUCCUGGUUACACCAAACCUGAAGGUGGCAAAUGCAUUUCUGGAUGUGACACAUAUUCAUGCGCUUCUGGUGCUCAAUGCAUCAUAUCAAAGACUGGGCCAACAUGCGUUUGUCCUGAAGGUAUGGUAGGCAAUCCGUUCCCCGGAGGAGCAUGCAGACGAGAUACUUGUGGACCUGGCGUGCCUUGUGAACAGCCUUUGAUGUGUGUUGCUGGCCGUUGCAGACAACGUUGUGAUGGUGUUGUUUGUGGAGUUGGCGCCUCAUGUGACCAACAGAGCGGCAAAUGUGUUUGUAAUGCAUUUUUCGUUGGUAAUCCAGACUUACUCUGCAUGCCUCCUAUUUCACCUCCAUCUUGUGAACCUGGGUGUGGUCAAAAUGCUCAUUGUGUUUAUGGACAAAACAAUGCAUGUAAAUGUAACAAAGGAUUUACCGGCAACCCAUAUAAAACAUGUCUACCUCGCAGACAAAUAACAUGUGCUAAAGCCUCCUGUGGUGUUAAUGCAGUUUGCCAACAAACGAGAUCUCAUGUUGAAUGUCUGUGUCCUCCAGGCUACGUAGGAAAUCCUAAUAUACAAUGCACUGACAUAGAUGAAUGCAAUAGUAAACCAUGUGGAGAAAAUGCUAUUUGCAUAAACACACCCGGAAGUUUCAGUUGUAUAUGCAAAAGUCGAUAUGUUGGAAAUCCUUACGAAUUGUGCUCACAAGUAACUAUUCCCAAAUGUGUCGAUGGUGCCAUUUGUACUUGCUCUCAUAACGCUACCUGUCCUGAAGGAUACAUUUGUGAAAAAUCUAAAUGUGUCGAUGUUUGUCGUACGAUGAUGUGUGGUCCUAAAUCUAUAUGCGAAGAAGGAAGUUGUCAUUGCCUUCCAGGCCACAGUGGCAAUCCUAAUGACAUUGAAAGAGGCUGCAUGCCUGAAAAUAAAUGCAUGGUAGAUGGGGACUGUAAAGAUUCCGAGAUAUGUUUCCAAGUAGCUAAAAAUGUCCGUAAGUGUGUGGACUCAUGUAGUAAGUUGCAAUGCGGUCCAAACUCACUAUGUAUAGGAGCUAACCAUCAAGCUCACUGUGUUUGUGCAGAAGGAUAUGUUGGAAAGCCUACUGAUGUUAAAACGGGUUGCCAUUUACUUGUUCAAGAACCUCACGAAAUGAAAUGUAACGCAAAUAGCGAUUGCAACGAACCUCAAGUUUGCAUUUCAGUAGACGGCACUGCAAAGCAAUGUUUCGAUCUUUGCUCAACAAUAGCCUGUAGUGCCAACGAAGUUUGUCGAGUUAUAGAUAACAAUCCCGGCUGUGAAUGUAAAGAUGGUUUUCUUUGGAAUCCCAUCAGUUCUAUUUGUGAACAACCCUCAACUCCAAAUUGUGUAUCAGACGAUGACUGCGAUGAUAAUAAGUCUUGUCAAAAAGAUGUACUUGGAGUUAAUAAAUGUGAAGACAGCUGUCUGCUAUUUACUUGUCCACAAAAUUCAAAGUGUUUGACGAGAAAUCACAAAAGUAAAUGUGAAUGUUUGGCUGGUUUUGUUGGUAAUCCAAAUAAUCGCGAUGGAUGUAUAGCUAUCGACAAAAAUCAAUGCUCAGAUGAUGUACAGUGCAGGGAAAAUGAAGUAUGUAAACAUAUUGGUGAUGUUAAAAAAUGUGUGUCUGCAUGUCAACAAGUAAUAUGCGGCCCCAAUGCCAUUUGUGUUACCAACAAUCACAUUGCAAAAUGUCAGUGUCCCUCGGGUCCAUUUACCGGAAACCCAAAUGAUUUAGAAAAGGGAUGUCAGUCGGUACCUUGCAUUUAUAAUGCAGAUUGCUUGUCCAAUGAAUUAUGCAACCGUAUGACACAUACAUGUAUGAAUGCUUGUGGAGAAGAUUCAUGCGGUGAUAAUGCUGUUUGUAUUGCUGAAAACCAUAAAGCUACUUGUCAGUGUCCUAAUGGCUAUAAACCAGAUCCUAUACCAGAUGUUAACUGCCGAAAAAUCGAAGUUUGCAAUCCCAAUCCCUGCCAUUCUACUGCUAUAUGUGAACCAAGACAUUCAUCAUAUGUAUGCAGGUGCCCAACAGGUUUUGUCGAAGAUAGUCGCAAUGGAGGUUGUAGAAGACAAGAUCAAUGUACUAAAGGUGAUGAUGACUGUCCGUUAGAAACCACAUGCGUUAACAACCGAUGUGUCAAUCCCUGUGAUGGUGCUUGUGGAAUUAACUCAUUAUGUAAAGUAGUCGACAGAAAAGCAAUUUGUGUUUGUCCUGAUGGUUAUGAAAUGAUAAAAGGCAAUACUUGUAAGAAAAAGCUUUUGGUUUGCUCAAAUGAACAGGAGUGCAAUGGCGAUGUUUGUUCUAGUGGCCAAUGUUUCACAGCUUGUAAAAAUUCCAGCCAAUGUGAUCCAGGAGAAGCUUGUGCUAAAAAUUUAUGUAUAACACAAUGCUCUAAACAUUCCCAAUGUGGCAUAGGACAAGCCUGUGUAAGCGGACAAUGUCUUAUUGGCUGUAGAAGUCAAGAAGACUGUCCUAGCGAAGAAGCUUGUGUUAACAACAAGUGUGUAAAUCCAUGCUUGUCCACCAGAGCAUGCGGUCCAAAUGCAAUUUGUUCCAGAAUUAAUCACAGUACCAAAUGCGAAUGCCCUCUUGGAUUUCAAGGAACACCUAAUCCUCAACAGGGUUGUGUUAGAAAACCAAGUUCAUGCUCGAGAACAUCAGAGUGUCCGCCAGACCACAUGUGCAUUGGAUACCUUUGUCAAGUACCGUGCCAAGAUAAUUCUGGUUGUGCUAUUGGAGAAAAAUGCAGUGAUAGUAGAUGUCACAAAAUCUGUCAUUCAAGUAGCAACUGUUUACAUGGUGAACACUGCAGUUCUGGCAUAUGUAUUCCAGGAUGUAAAACCGAUUCUGACUGCUUAAAUAAUCAGUUGUGUAAGUCAGAUAAGUGCCAGUGCCUUCCUGGAUUUGAGCUAAUAGGCGACGAAUGUACAAACGUAAACGAAUGUGUUAAUAAUCCCUGUCAUCCAUCAGCACAAUGUGUCGAUACACCAGGUUCUUACACAUGUGUUUGCUCAGUUGGUGCCAUCGGUGAUCCCUAUACAAGUGGUUGUUUAUUACCAAAUCAAUGUAGAAGUGAUAAUCAAUGCGAAGAGUCAUUGGCUUGCAUAAGAGGAAAAUGUUCUAAUCCAUGUCAAAUUAAGACUUGUGGUUUAAACGCAUUGUGCACAGUUGUAAAACAUAGAGUAGCUUGCGCUUGUGAAAAAGGCUUUCUCGGGAAUCCACUCGAUAAAAAAAUCGGAUGUUUCAAGGUGGAAUGUAUAGAUGACUCUAGUUGUUCCAGCGAUAAAUUCUGCAAUACAAGAAAUAAUAAGUGUUCUGACAAAUGUGAGGAAACCUAUUGCCAAGGCGGAACAUGUACAAUAGAAGACCACAAAGCUUUGUGCAUUUGUGAGACUGGGUUUGAUUUAGUAAACAAUGUUUGUCAAGAUAUAAAUGAGUGCUUGAGUAACCCAUGUCCUUUGAACGCGCACUGUGUGAACAAUCGUGGUUCCUAUAGUUGUACUUGUGUUAAUGGAACUGUGUUAGAUACAAGCACCGGAAACUGCAGAUCUCCUGGUGAAUGUUUCUCAGAUGGAGACUGUUCGGAAAAAACUAAAUGUUUUAAUAAUUACUGCAUCGAUCCUUGUGAAAAAUCUUCACCAUGUGGUGAAAAUGCUGAGUGCAUAGUGUCCAAACACGAUCCAAUAUGUGAAUGUCCACCAGACAGUCAAGGUGAUCCUUACAAGCAAUGUACUAAAUUUGAAUGUAUCAAAGAUAGUGAUUGCUCGUCUGAAGAGGCCUGUGUUAACUACAAAUGCAAAAAUGCAUGUAGUAUACCUCGUGCGUGCGGCAAAAAUGCAGACUGUCUUUCAAGAAAUCAUAUCGGGCACUGCACUUGCUCAUCUGGUUAUACGGGAGAUCCUGUUCUUGGUUGUGUUCCUAUUCAAUACUGCACAGAUGACAGCAGGUGCUCAUCAGGAACAAAGUGUGUUGACAAUCUAUGUGUUGGUAUGUGCAAAAAUUCAAGAGAUUGCUUGAAUGACCAACUCUGUAUUCAAAAUACAUGUCGAGUCACUUGUAACUCGAACAGUACCUGCCCAGAUUUUCAAUUUUGCUUAAACAGAAUUUGUACAAAGGAAGUACAGUGUUUAACAAAUGAAGAUUGUGCUGAUGACGAACGAUGUACUGUGGGAAGAAAAGGUGUACCACAAUGCAUCAAAGUAUGUGAAAGGCAUCCAUGUGGAAGACAGGCAAUCUGUGUCGGUAAAAACCAUCAACCUACAUGUUCGUGUGCAACCGGUUUCUUCGGAGAUCCUCUACAGGGAUGUAAAAGAAAAGAAUGCGAAAGUGACGUUCAAUGUACUGAUGAUAAACAAUGCCACCAAAAUAUGUGUAAAAUCGCGUGUUUAGUGGAAAAUACGUGUGGCGACAACACCAUCUGUUCUUCGGAGAAACAUAAACACGUGUGUUACUGUCAACCCGGUUAUACAGGUGACCCUAAAAUUGGCUGCAUUAAAAUUAAUAGAUGCGCUUCUAAUCCUUGUGGCAAUGGUGCAGAAUGCAAAAAUCUACGAGAUCGAGCUCAAUGUGCUUGCCCCGCUGGAUAUGUCGGAGAUCCUUAUGAAGAAGGUUGUCGCAAAGCUCAAGAGUGCAGAUUCAAUAGAGACUGUCCCCCUGUAGCUCGCUGUACGGUUGUCGACGGGAUUCGUAAAUGUACAGAUGCCUGUGAAACUACCAAAUGUGGUGCUAACGCUGAAUGCAUUGCAUCAAGACACACUGGCCAGUGCAAAUGUAAGAACGGUUAUGUUGGUAACGCAUCUAGUGAAAAAGGUUGUAAACUUAAGGAAGUGACAUGUAAACAAAGAAGCGAUUGUGGAGAAGACCAAUACUGCCGCAAUGGGCUUUGCAAAAGUCUGUGUCUUGUGGAUGAAGAAUGUGGAUCAACUGAAAAGUGUUUCAAUGGCCAAUGUGUAAAUCCAUGCCAAAUGGAAAAAGCUUGUGGAUUGAAUGCUCUCUGCCGCACUGAUAAUCAUGUAGUUCAGUGUAGUUGCCCCCAGAGUUUUACAGGAAAUCAAGACGUGGAGUGUGUUAGAAUGCCGAGAUUGUGCGGAGCAGCAGGAGAAUGUGAAGAUGGUUAUAUGUGUCAAGAUUCCAUGUGUGUGCCCAAAUGUAAAGCCGAUGAAGAAUGUGCCUUGAAUGAAAGAUGUUCUAAAGGGACAUGCUUGUAUCCCUGUAGUGAAAAGGCAGUGUGUGGAAUCUGUUCCGACUGUAAAGUCCAAAAUCACCGCGCUCAGUGCAGUUGCUCCAGUAAUUACACCGGCAAUCCUCUUGUUGAGUGUAAAAGGAAAACAAUGCUAUGUGACGGCUUUUGUCCAUGUGAUGACAGUGGUUAUUGUGUCUCACUUUGUGAAACCGAUUCCGAGUGUUCAUGUGGAGAGAAGUGUUACAAUGGAGCUUGCAGAUCUACAUGUACUGUGCCGAAUAAAUGCCCAGAAAGACAAAUUUGCCAAGAAAAUGUUUGCAUUCCGGGAUGUAAUUACGAUGCAGAUUGUGGUGAUGAUAUGUUAUGUUCUUCGAAACUUUGCGUGAAAGCUUGCCGAGAAGACGUUUGUGGCGAGAAUGCCGCUUGUUUUGCCAUUAAACAUCGCGCUAUAUGCAAGUGCCCCAGCGGAUACACCGGUGAUCCUAGUGAAGAAUGUAAACAAUACGAAUGUUCUAAUAAUGACGAUUGUGAUGCGGACGAAAAAUGUGCGGAUGGCAUGUGCAAAAAUGUAUGUACAGGGGCCUGUGGUAUCAAUGCUAUAUGCCGAGCAGUAGAUGGAAAUCCUCAAUGUACUUGUCCACCAAAUUACAUUGGAAAUGCAAAGAUUGAGUGUUCCAAGCCACCGGCCGGUAGCUGCUUACGAAAUCCUUGUGGGGUGAGUGCACGGUGCCGUGACUUAGAGGAAGGCCAAUAUGAGUGCACGUGUCCACCAAACUGUGCAGGCAAUCCUCACAAACAAUGUUUCUGCGGUGCAAUGGAACCGUGUGCAUAUAAAUCAUGUGGCACUAAUGCGGAGUGUCAUAUCGGUGCACAUGGAGAGGCACAGUGCUUCUGUCCACGAAACUAUCCUAAUGGUGAUCCAAAUAUAGAAUGUGCCCAGGAGCGCAGUGUAGUUGAUUGUAGAACGACUGGUUGUGGAAUUAAUGGUGAAUGCUUAAGAGAAGGUGCAGAAUUUGUAUGUCGUUGUAUUCCCGGAACAGAAGGACAAGCUGAUGUCGAAUGUCACACCAGUAUCGAAUGUACGAGCGACAAGGAUUGCCCAGUAGACAGAGCGUGUCUCAGCUUACACUGUGUGGACCCCUGCACAGUACGAGGUGUAUGUGGAGAAGAUGCCCUGUGUGUGACCCUGAUGCACAAAGCGCAGUGCUCCUGCCCACAGUGCUAUGUCGGACAACCGCGUGUUGCGUGCCGCCUCGACCCUACGUGCAAAUCCACUAACGAAAACAAUACCACAUUCACAUGUUCUGAAACUAAAUCUUGCCCUUCGAAACUGGCUUGUGAUCUCAGCACCAAUCAGUGCCGCAACCCAUGCCUUGGAUAUCAAAACUGUAGACUAAAUCAGAAAUGUGAAGUACGAGAUCACCGACCUAUUUGUGUAUGUCGGAAUGGAUUUGCUUUGAAUGAAAGAGGAGAAUUGACUUGUGCGCCAGAACAUGCAGAAUGUACAAGAGACGAACAGUGUCCAUCAAAUGCGGCCUGUCGUAAUUCCAAGUGUGUGAAUCCCUGCCAAGCAUCUGUCGAGCCAAUGUGCCCGAAAGGAAAGCAAUGUGAAGUAGUAGAUCAUCGAGCUAUGUGCGUAUGUGUUGAAGAAUGUAAUCCAUCAUUAUCAAUUUGCUUGAGAGACAGCGGUUGCCCAAGUAACUUAGCAUGCAGAGAUUUUCAAUGCAAGGAUCCAUGCAAAGGCGCUUGUGGUGGUGCUCCAUGUUCAGUAGAAGAUCACCACCCCGUUUGCAAGUUUUGUCCUAAAGGAUUCACACACGAUGAGAAACAUGGCUGCGUUAAAGCGACAGAGUGCGGCGGUCACGAGCACUGCGCUCCAACGCUGGCGUGUAUCGGCGGCCGUUGUGCAGACCCAUGCGCUCGCGGUGGCCCUUGUAUCAACGGCCAACACUGCGCCGUGCUCGAUCACCAACCUGUUUGCUCGAAGGUGUGUCAGUGCCAAACAUCGUCGGAUUGCGCGAGAUAUCCCAAUACCUUCUGUGACGGCUGUGCUUGUAUUCGAGAGGAACGACACCCACCCACAAACUGUGCCCAUUGUCGGCCGGGAGUACCUUGCGAUCCGUUCUCUGGCGCCUGCAUGGAAAAUGGAACUUUUGUCCCACUAACCGAAAACACUACUACACCAGGAGGAAGCAGUGAUUCUGCCACUACUAUAGACUCGACUACACCUACUGACAAUAUUCCACAGUUUGCAAAUACCAAUAACUUCCGUCAUAAAACCUCUAAUACUAUCAUGACCGAUUAUACAACCACAGACGAUACACUUACUGUUAGAAGCUUAAUAUCAACGACACUAACUGAAAAGCCGACUUAUUCAACUUUUGAUGAUAAAGUAGAUGAAGAACCUAGCACACAAACAAUUACAUAUAAGGUUUUUGAAUCUACUACUACAGAGUCUACAUGGGGCUCUAGUAUUUCCCAUGACGUAUCAAAUACAGUAUCUGGCGAUGGAAAAGGAUUACACAUAACAGCGUAUACUGAAACAUUUACAUCUGAUGAUACUAUGACUCCUACCUCACAUACUGUUUCUGGUAAAGAUUUAGUCACAGUAGUCGACGAUAAUAAAUAUUUUGUAAGUACAACAGAAAGUGCCGUAACAGCUACGGUAGUUCACGACACCACAAGUCCUUCAGUUUUAGAUAAAGAUUUAGUUACAAUAGCUGGAAUUGAUGAUAUUAAAUACUCUGCAAGUACAACAGAAAGUACUGUCACAGCUACAUUAAUUCACGACAUUACAGGUCCUUCUGUUACCGAUAAAGAUUUAGUCACAGUAGGUGGAAUCGAUGAUAUUAAAUUCUCUGCAAGUACAACAGAAAGUACUGUCACAGCUACAUUAAUUCACGACACUACAAGUCCUUCUGUUACCGAUAAAGAUUUAGUCGCAGUAGGUGGAAUCGAUGAUAUGAAACAUUCUGCAAGAACAACAGAAAGUACUGUCACAGCUACAUUAAUUUACGACACUACAAGUCCUUCUGUUACCGAUAAAGAUUUAGUCGCAGUAGGUGGAAUCGAUGAUAUUAAAUUCUCUGCAAGUACAACAGAAAGUACUGUCGCAGCUACAUUAAUUUACGACACUACAGGUCCUUUUGUUACCGAUAAAGAUUUAGUCACAGUAGGUGGAAUCGAUGAUAUGAAACAUUCUGCAAGUACAACAGACAGUACUGUCACAGCUACAUUAAUCCACGACACUACAAGUCCUUCUGUUACCGACAAAGAUUUAGUCACAGUAGCUGGAAUCGAUGAUAUGAAACAUUCUACGAGUACAACAGAAAGUACUGUCACAGCUACAUUAGUUCAGGACACUAUAAGUCCUUCUGUUUCCGAUAAGAAUUUAGUCACAGUAGCUGGAAUCGAUGAUAUGAAACAUUCUGCGAGUACAACAGAAAGUACUGUCACAGCUACAUUAGUUCACGACACUUCAAGUCCUUCUGUCUCUAAUAAAGGUCUAACCACAGUAGUUGAAAUCGAUGAUAUGAAACAUUCUGCGAGUACAACAGAAAGUACUGUCACAGCUACAUUAGUUGACGACACUUCAAGUCCUUCUGUCUCCGAUAAACGUCUAACCACAGUAGUUGGAAUGGAUGAUAUAAAACAUUCUGCAAGUACAACAGAAAGUACUUUCGCAGCUACAUUAGUUCACGACACGUCAAGUCCUUCUGUUUCCGAUAAGGAUUUAGUCACAGUCGUUGGAAUUGAUGAUAUGAAACAUUCUGCGAGUACAACAGAAGCUACUGUCACAGCUACAUUAGUUCAGGACACUAUAAGUCCUUCUGUUUCCGAUAAGAAUUUAGUCACAGUCGUUGGAAUCGCUGAUAUGAAACAUUCUGCGAGUACAACAGAAACUACUGUCACAGCUACAUUAGUUCACGACACUUCAAGUCCUUCUGUCUCCGAUAAAAGUCUAACCACAGUAGUUGGAAUGGAUGAUAUGAAACAUUCUGCAAGUACAACAGAAAGUACUGUCGCAGCUACAUUAGUUCACGACACGUCAAGUCCUUCUGUUUCCGGUAAGGAUUUAGUCACAGUCGUUGAAAUUGAUGAUAUGAAACAUUCUGCGAGUACAACAGAAGCUACUGUCACAGCUACAUUAGUUCACGACACUUCAAGUCCUUCUGUCUCCAAUAAAGGUCUAACGACAGUAGUUGGAAUCGAUGAUAUGAAACAUUCUGCAAGUACAACAGAAAGUACUGUCACAGCUACAUUAAUUCACGACACUAUAAGUCCUUCUGUUUCCGAUAAGGAUUUAGUCACAGUCGUUGGAAUCGAUGAUAUGAAACAUUCUGCAAGUACAACAGAAAGCACUGUCACAGCUACAUUAGUUCACGACACUACAAGUCCUUCUGUUACCGACAAAGAUUUAGUCACAGUAGGUGGAAUUGAUGAUAUGAAACAUUCUCCAAGUACAAUAAAAAGUACUGUCACAGCUACAUUAGUUCACGAUUCUACAAGUCCUUCUGUUUUCGAUAAGGAUUUAGUCACAGUAGUUAGAAUCGAUGAUACGAAACAUUCUGCGAGUACAACAGAAAGUACUGUCACAGCUACAUUAGUUCACGACACUUUAAGUCCUUCUGUCUCCGAUAAGGAUUUAGUCAUAGUAGGUGGAAUCGAUGAUAUGAACCAUUCGGCGAGUACAACAGAAAGUACUGUCACAGCUACAUUAGUUCACGACACUUCAAGUCCUUCUGUCUCCGAUAAAGGUCUAACCACAUUAGUUGGAAUCGAUGACAUGAAAAAUUCUGCAAGGACAACAGAAAGCACUGUCACAGCUACAUUAGUUCACGACACUACAAGUCCUUCUGUUACCGAUAAUGAUUUAGUCACAGUAGGUGGAAUUCAUGAUAUGAAACAUUCUCAAAGUACAAUAGAAACUACUGUCACAGCUACAUUAGUUCACGAUUCUACAAGUCCUUCUGUUUCCGAUAAGGAUUUAGUCACAGUAGUUGGAAUCGAUGAUAUGAAACAUUUUGCAAGUACAACAGAAAGUACUGUUACAGCUACAUUCAUUCAUGACAUUACAAGACCUUUUGUUUCCGAUAAAGGUCUAGCCACAGUAGUUGAAAUCGAUGAUAUGAAACAUUCUGCAAGUACAACAGAAAGCACUGUCACAACUACAUUAGUUCACGACACUAAAAGUCCUUCUGUUACCGAUAAAGGUUUAGUCACAGUAGGUGGAAUCGAUGAUAUGAAACAUUCUCCAAAUACAAUAGAAAGUACUGUCACAGGUACAUUAGUUCACGAUUCUACAAGUACUUCUAUUUUCGAUAAGGAUUUAUUCACAGUAGUUGCAAUCGAUGAUAUGAAACCUUUUUCAAGUACAACAGAAAGUACUGUCACAGCCACAUUCGUUCAUGACAUUACAAGUCCUUCUGUCUCCGAUAAAGAUUUAGUCACAGUAGUUGGAAUCGAUGAUGUGAAACAUUCUGCGAGUACAACAGAAAGUACUGUCAGAGCUACAUUAGUUCAAGACACUAUAAGUCCUUCUGAUGUAGUAGCCAAUACAUUAUUUACAAAAAAUGAUGCAAAUAUUGAUACGGGUAAUAAAGCCAGUAUAUCAACUGACAUUACUACUGGCCACCAUAUCAAUGAUUUCACAACCCAAAUGACCACACCCUAUACCAAUAUAGAAAAUUAUUCAUCAAUCGAUUCGGACGUUCUUCUUCCCAGUAGUAGUACUAUUCAUGUCGAGAGUACAAUGAAACCAGUUACUGAAAAGAUUAUUGAAAGUAAUCCUUCUUCUGUUGCACCGAUUGAAAAUAAAAAUACAAAAACUCCUACAAAUCAACGUAAGAUGAAUAGCAACUACACAGGUAUUACAUUGAUUGAAGACCUACCCCGAGAAAAUUUAUCUACAUCAACUUUAUCUAACAGCUAUGAUUUAAUAAAACAUACUACUGCAACCAGUACUGAAUAUAAAACAACUUUGCCAGUUGUCUCUGAAAUAGAUAGUACAAAGUCUGACAUUAUAAGUGAUACUGGUACUACGACUUUGAAAUCAAUAAAUGAAAAUGUUGAUAAAAAUCAACACUCUACCAUACUCGAAUUAACGGCCUCAACUUCGGUAGUAACUGAAAGCACAAUAGACAUUAGUAGAACACUAUCAGUUUUAAACUCAUCAGAAAAUAUUAGUCUAGUGACAGAAAAAAAUGCUCUGCCGGUAGAAAUUGUAACUAGGCCAUAUGUUAGUAACUUCGAGGAUUUAAGUAGCACAGAAUUUACACGAGGUCAACCUGAAAAGUCAGAUAUUACAACAACAAUACCAAAUAUCGCAGAUCUUAACACAUCUGAAUAUAUAACUUCCAAAAAGACAGAAUAUACACCAGAUUCUACUCAGAAAAUUACUUCUGCUGAGAACAAUGUAAUAAAUAAUAUGGGCUCAAAAACGACGAAUAUAGAAACAACUACACUUGAAACUGGUUCUUUCUUGAAGACUACAUUCGAUAUUAAUUUAUUAAAAUCAACAACAGAAGUGACAACAUCAGAUAUGCUCCCUAAAUCUACUUUGAACGCAUUUGAUUUGACUAAAUCUGAAAUUGUUACUAUGACUGGGUCAAUUUUAACUGAUAAAGAUGGUAGUCUUGAUCCUGCAAUCAGUAAAUGUACCGUUUCGCUCAUUCAAAGUUCGACGUCGAAGUUAGAUGACAGUACAGUUACUUUGCAAACAACAAAAAUGCAAACAGUUGAACAAAAUCUUGUUACUUCAACGGACACACCAUAUUUUGUACAGACUGAGGUUAUUGAAGUUGAAAAUAAGUCUGUUUCUUCACACGUAACAACUAAUUCAUCCACUAUAACUAAAAAUGUAGGAAUUGAACAUAAAUUAGGGUCAACAGAGAGCAUAUCUGUUGUAGCUGUUACAGCUGAAACUGCCACAAAGCCUCAAUCCACUACAGAGCUACCAGAAACUGAUAUUAGUCAAACGGCAAGUACUACUUCUAAUAAAAUCAAAACCAACGAAGUUAAAAAUGUGUCAAUUUAUACAGCAGUAGAACCUACAACCACUGAAACGAUAAAGCAAUUUAAAAUUAAUCUUACUUCUGUGGCAAGCAUAGAACCAGUAACGGUAAAAUCGUUUGAAAAUACGCAAUUCACAGAUACUAUUAGUAGAGAAAUUGGUUCAACAACCACACUUAUUAAUAAUGAAAAUAUGUAUUCAGAAACUGACAGUUUUAGUUUAGCUACAACCGAAUCUGCUCAAAAAACAGAUAUUGACAUUUCGUUGGUAACUACAGAGGAUGGAUCUAUCCCAUCAGAAAUUAAUAUAUUUGAUAAAGGAUUUACCCGAAUGACUGAUAAUGGAUUAUAUACAACUGAACGAGUGAAACCAAAUGAUAGGUCGGAUAUAAUGACCACAGGCAAGGUACAUGGGUUCGUUUUAACAUCUACAUCUGAAAUUACUGUCACUACGGAAACUCCGAGCCCACGAGAUAAAAUAACAGAUGGAUUAAGUGGAUCAACUGAAUCUAAAACACACAUAAUAACUAAUAAAAAUUUUGAGACUACUGUGAGCACGGAUAUUACAAACCCACUAAUUACAGUAACAAAUACAUUGGACGGAUUAGCUGAAUCUAAAAUACACACAACAACUAAUAGGAACAUUGAAACUACUAUCGCUAUGGAAACUCCGACUCCACAAGAAACAGUCAACGAAAUAUUAAAUGGAUCAACUGUAUUUGAAAUAAGCACAAUUACUAACAAGAACUUUGAAACUACUGUUUCUAUGGAAACAUCUAGCCCACAAGAAACAGUAAUUGACGAAUUGGGUGGGUCAACUGAACCCAAAAUACGCACAACAACUAAAACAACUAAUAAGAAUUUUGAAACUACUGUAACUAUGGAAGGUCCAAUCCCACGAGAUACAGUAACUGAUGAAUCAACUGAAUCUGAAACACACACAACUAAUAAACAUUUUGAAACUACUGUCUCUAUGGAAACAUCAAGUCCACAAAUAACAGUAACUGAUGGAUCAGCUGAAUCAACAGAAUUUAAAACGAGCACGGUGACUAAUAAGAAUUAUGAAACUAGUGUGCGUCCGGAAACUACAAACCCACGAAUUACAGUAACAAAUGCAUUGAAAGGAUCAACUGAAUCUAAAAUACACACAACAACUAGUAGGAAUAUUGAAACUACUGUCGCUAUGGAAACUCCGAGUCUACGAGAAACAGUUACGGAAGGAUUAAAUGGAUCACCUGUAUUUGAAAUAAGCACAAUUACUAACAAUGACUUUGCAACUACAGGUUCUAUGGAAACUGCUAGCCCACCAGAAACAGUAACUGAUGGAUUUACUGAAUCAACAGAAUUCAAAAUAGACACAACGACGAGUAAGAGUUUUGAAACAAGCAUUACGACGGAAACUACGAGCCCACGAAAUAUAGUAACAGAUGGAUCGGGUGGAUCAACUGAAUCCAAAAUACACUUAACAACUUAUAGAAACAUUGAAGCUACUGUCACCAUGGAACCUCCAAGCCUACAAGAUACAGUAACAAACGGAAUGUUUAAAUCGACUGAAUCUAAAAUUCAUACUAUAACAAAUAAAAAUUUAGUGGAAUCCACAGUCACUGCGACAAAUUUGAACUCACAGUAUACAGUAACAGACAGAAUAAGUGAACCAACCGAAGUAAUGAUAGAUACGACAACUUAUAAGAGUAUGGAUGAAACUACAUUUAGUACUCAAAAUACCCAAGAAAUUAUAACAAGCGCAGUAUCUAAAUCAACUGAAUUUAUAUUAGGUACUACAAGCAACAAUAACUUAGCUAAAAAUACUGUCCAUAUAGUCACUCCAACCACAAACGAAAUAACGACAGAAACGUUAGAUAAAUUAACUGAAAUAUAUGCAGAUACCACUACAACAAUUAGCAACAUUUUAGUAAAAAGUACAGGAACCUUAGACUCUGAAAGGACACAAAAUAUUGUAGUAGAUGGAUUGACUGAAUUAACAAGUACUGGAUCUACUGAUAUGAAAAUGGAUACAACAACGGGUAAAAGUUUAGAUUUUGUUAUUAUGGAAACUUCUGAUACUCAAACUGCUCAAAAAGAAGUAACAAAAGAAUGGAAUCAAUCUAGUAAACCAAAUAUUGAUUCUACAACGUACAGUAAUUUAAUUACACAUACUAAACAAUUGGGUACUCAAAGUACACAAGAAGAAUUUACAAAUGAAAUAAAGUUAGAUACAACAACUUACAAGAGUUUGACAAAAAAUACUAUCACAAUGGACGAUCUAGGUACCCAAACUAUAGUGACUGACGGAUUGAUUCUAUCAACCGAAUUAGACAAAGAAACGAGUAAGGAAACAGAAAAGGUAACAACUGAAAUUACGGAAAAUGAAGUGAAAAAAACAACAAUAAAUAAUAAUUUACAGACAAGUACACCCUCUUUAGACACAAGCAGUAAACGGGCAUGGACGGAAAUUCCUAGUACCACAGACAUUUCUUACACAGCCGCCAAUAUGCUGCCCGAAAAAACACCAUUUGCUACAGAUUUAGAUACAACGACCUUGGACAAUAAUUAUGAAACGGUAACUGAAUCAGAUAAUACUGCAAAUUUUAACACCAAAUCUAUCACAUCUUCAUAUUUGAUAAAUAACACAAGCACGAUGACGUUUGGAAGUGAUGAAGUUUCAAAUCAAAACAAAUUAGAGACAGAAACUUACCUUACAAGCACUAUUUCAUAUACCUCUAAAUCAUUUGAUUCUACCAACAUUAUUGGAGACACGACUCCAACGCUUAGCUCCAACGCUCAUGGCAUUCCGACAACUUUACCGCAAGUCACACGAUUUUCUGACGAUAUCACUAGUACGACAAAUAGCUUAAUUACAUCACCAUUAGUAACAAAUAAUGUUGAUGUUUCGUCUGAAGCGGUAACAACUAAAAGCGAUAUAAUUAUAAUGACACCAUCUUCCAUACAUACUGAUAACACCACAUUCACACCAGAUAAAGAAGAUACUACCGUAAUAUCUAUCCUUCAACAAAAUAUUACUGACUUUAAACAAAAUAAUAGUAUGUUAAACGAAUCGGUCACUCAAGUGAUGCCUGAUAAUGCUUCUUCAAAUACUCAAUCCACGAAUAUUUACGUUACAUCUAAAGUACAACAUACGUCGACAGGAAUUAUAAGUACAUCGACUGAGAGUUUAUCAUCUCGUAGAAAAAUUGUUGAUAUUUCUGCUUGGACUGACACAACUCUUGUAACUGACAUGACUUCGACUGAGACUACUGUACAAAGUACUGACUUACAUAUUAACACCUGUAAAACAAACUCGAAUUGCCCGACAAAUAAAGCCUGCCUUAACGAAGUGUGCCAGAAUCCAUGUGAAAUAGAUGGCAAUGGUUGUACAAAGAACGAAUCAUGUAUAGUCGUGGGUCAUGCCGCCAUUUGUGUGUGUAACGACGUCACUGGGAUCCACUGCUCACGCAAAGAAUCACCUGGAACACCCAAGGUACCAGAACCUUGUCACUCUGAUCGGGACUGUAUAGAGACCGAAGCCUGUUUUAUGGGAUUGUGUCAAAAUCCCUGUGAGUUCGACAACGUAUGUGGCAUAGGAGCCAAUUGCCAACCAGUAAAGCAAAGGCCUAUGUGCUCGUGCCCUGCCGGACAUGAUGGAGAUCCUGCUGUUAAAUGUUCACCUAAAAUAUUUGGUUGCACUCGAAAUGAAGACUGCCCCUUGACUGAAGCUUGUAUAAAUAAUGCAUGUCAACACCCAUGUGCCAUACACAAUCCGUGCGUACCAAAUGCGGUCUGUAUAAACACAAACCAUGGAUCAGACUGUAGCUGUGUCGAAGGAUACCAAGGAAAUGGCUACGUUGGAUGUGUGCCAGUAAUACCACCAGGUUCAGUAUGUCAAUACAAUGAAGACUGUCCUCCAGAACUGCUAUGUGACAAAUUGAACAGAGUUUGCAUAAGCCCCUGUGCUGUAAAUAAGUGUGGAGAUAACGCAGAAUGUUUCCCAGCAAAUCAUGGUAUACAAUGCAAAUGCUCUGCUGGUUUUACCGGAAAUCCUUUCCUUGAAUGUUUCCAAGUACAAGGAUGCCGUUCAGAUAACGAAUGCGCAAAUUCUGAAGCCUGCAUAAAUGGCAAAUGUGGGUCUCCAUGUCGAUGUGGAAUAAACGCUGUAUGUGACGUUUUGAAUCACCGCGCAUCAUGUAAAUGUCUACCAGGUUACACUGGAAAUCCGCAACAUGGAUGUGAACCACCUACAAAUCCAUGUAUUCCAAAUCCUUGUGGAACCAACGCAAUGUGUGAAAGUGAUAACGGCAAUCCAAUUUGUUUCUGUCCUAAAGGAUUAACAGGAAAUCCUUUCAAAAAUUGCAUACCUGAAGGAAAUGAAUGUGAACCAAAUCCUUGCGGCCCGUAUUCUGGAUGCAGAUUAAUCGAUAACAAACCUGCUUGUUUCUGUUUACCCAACUACGAAGGAGAUCCUCCUCGUCAACAAUGUCGCUUACCAAAUAAUCCAUGCAAUCCGUCUCCCUGUGGGCCCAACACACAAUGCACAAUACAAUCAAAUGGAUUUGCAAAAUGCACAUGUUUACCAGGUUAUAUAGAAAGUCCCAAUACAAUUAGAGGAUGUGUGGAAUCACGCAAUCCUUGUGAACCAAAUACUUGUGGUAUCGGAGCACGAUGUGACCCGAACCGAUCUCCACCGUGUUAUUGCCCUGAAAACGCUAUAGGUAAUCCGUAUAAAUCGUGCAACACACAAGGUUACCUUCCACCUGACGUACUUUGUCGACCAGGCCCAUGUGGUCCAAAUGCAGAUUGUUACGUUAGUGGCAAUAUGGAAAUGUGCUUCUGUAAGACUGGAUUUACUGGGGAUCCACAUGUUGGCUGCCAACCUCAAAGAAGUCCGUGUACACCCAACCCUUGUGGGCCUCAAGCCAUCUGUCAAGUCAACUACGAAGGACAAGCAUUGUGUAUUUGUCCUGAAGGCAGUAUAGGUGAUGCUUAUGGAGUUGAUGGUUGUCAUUCUCGAGAAUGUGAAGUAGAUGAUGAAUGUAAACUUAACCGAGCUUGUAUUGGAUAUACUUGUCGGGACCCGUGUCCAGGUGCUUGUGGAAUAAAUGCUAAAUGUCGUGUUGAAUUUCAUAGACCAGUUUGUGUAUGUGCAGAUGGAUUUGUCGGCAAUCCUUUAAUGAGUUGUUUGCCAUCUGGGGAUCAGAAAUCUAAUCCUAAAAAACCUUGUAACACGGUAAGGUGUGGUAUAAACGCAAUUUGCCAAGACGUUGGUGAUAGAGCUCUAUGUUCUUGUCCACCUAAUUUCCUUGGAGAUCCAACAGUAGAAUGUAAACCUCAAUGUACUAUGAAUUCGGAUUGUUCACCCAAUGAAGCUUGUAUAAACCAAAAGUGUACAGAUCCAUGUUCAUUCAAUAACGUGUGUGGUAUACAUGCAGUGUGUUUGUGUUCCGAACACACGGUGUCCUGCCUGUGCCCAGAUGGAUAUAUCGGAGAUCCUUUGACUCAAUGUCUUUAUCGACCAAUAAUAAUUGGAUCUGAUAAUACGACUGUUCAACCAUGCUCGCCUAAUCCUUGCGAUCCUACCGCCCCUUGUGAUACUUAUGGAAAUCAAUUUGCAAUUUGCGACACUUGUGUUGGACCAAAUGCAGUAAAUAAUCCUGCGUGUAGACCAGAAUGCGUGUUUAAUUCAGAAUGUGCCUUUAAUAAGGCUUGCUUGAGAAAUAAAUGCGUAGAUCCCUGCCCAGGAUCAUGUGGCAUUAAUGCAUUGUGUUCAGUUUACCACCAUGAUCCGAUAUGUCACUGCAAAGAAGGCUUCGAAGGAAAUCCUUAUGAACAUUGCAAGCCAACAAGAAAUCCUGUUUUGGUCGAAACGUGCGACAAUGUAAGAUGUGGUGCUAAUGCUAUUUGUGAAGAUAUAAAUGGUGCUCAAACAUGUAAAUGUUUGCCAAACUUUUACGGAAAUCCCUAUAUGUCAUGCCGUCCUGAAUGUGUCGUCAAUAGCGAUUGCUCACCAGAGUUGGCCUGCUUGAAUAAUAAGUGCGAAAACCCUUGUACCGACAUAUGUGGUAUUGGUGCUUUAUGUAAAACCGUCAACCAUCACGCGGUAUGUUAUUGUGAAGUAGGCAAUACUGGAGAUCCUUAUGUAAGGUGCCAACCAACCGUGUCAUUGCCACCUACAGGGUCUACGUGUGACCCAUCGCCUUGUGGACCAUACAGUCGAUGCCUUGUAUCACCUUCAGGAUUUGCAGUAUGCUCGUGCUUACCAGGCCAUAGAGGAGUAGCACCAAUGUGCCAACCUGAGUGUGUCAGUAAUUCGGAUUGUUCCCAAACGGACACUUGUGUAAAUCAACGGUGUACUAAUCCAUGUCAGGGCAGCUGUGGUGUUAAUGCCGAAUGUAUUGUAGUUAAUCAUAACCCAAUAUGUAGUUGUAGCCCAGGAAAAACAGGAGAUCCAUUUGUAGCUUGUGCUGAAGUCAUAGAACCUGUGCCUAUGGACAAAAACCCUUGUGUACCAUCACCGUGUGGCCCCAAUUCUGUUUGCGAAAUUAAGUCAAACCAUCCAGUGUGCUCGUGUCGUCCAAAUUAUUCAGGCACGCCUCCAUACUGUAGACCAGAAUGUGUUAUAAGUCAAGAAUGUCCAUCUAACAAAGCAUGCAUCAACGAGAAAUGUGUCGAUCCAUGUGUUGGUGCCUGCGGUAACAAUGCCAGAUGUAACGUAGUAAAUCACACACCUCUUUGUAGUUGCAUUGAAGGAUAUAGAGGUGAUGCGUUUGUAGGUUGUGUUGCAAUUGCGAAAGAUGAAUCACGAACACCAUGUAACCCAUCACCUUGUGGGGACAAUACUGUAUGCACAGUUGUGAACAAUGUAGCACGGUGCUCAUGUAUACCUCCAAAUAUUGGUAAUCCGUACGCUGGAGGCUGCCGACCAGAAUGUACUAUAAAUUCCGAUUGCCCGAACCACUUAGCAUGCUUAUCCAAUCACUGCAGAGAUCCAUGCAAAGAUUUAUGUGGCGUAAACGCUGAAUGUUCUGUCACUAAUCAUGUUCCAGUAUGUACAUGUUUCAAAGGGUAUGAAGGCAAUCCAUUCUCGUCAUGCCGUCAGAAACCGAAAGCACCGUCACCUUUCAAUCCCUGUGAGCCAUCGCCGUGUGGAGCAAACAGUGAAUGUCAUGUAGUGAAUGACCGCGCCGCAUGUUCAUGCCGCGCUGGUUUCUUGGGUGCACCACCUGCCUGCCGUCCUGAGUGCGCAGUAAAUUCUGAUUGUCCUACAAACAAAGCUUGCAUCAAUCACAAGUGCAAGGAUCCUUGUCUUCAUAGUUGCGGUUUAGAUGCACGAUGUCACGUAGUUGGACAUAAUCCAAUUUGUACUUGCCCAGAAAAUCUACCCGAAGGUGACCCAUUUAUCAGAUGUUACAGGAAAACUAUUACUCAACCAGCGCCGGACCCAUGUCUACCAUCGCCAUGUGGCCCACAUUCUUCCUGCCGCAAUGAAGCCGGCCGUGCAGUUUGUGCAUGCGAACCAGGCACGCUGGGGGCGCCACCGUCUUGUCGUCCACAAUGUGUUAUAAACCAAGACUGCCCGCUGGCGCUUGCUUGUCUAGCUGGCAACUGUGUGAACCCAUGCGUAGGCUCCUGUGGCUUUAAUGCGCGAUGCAUCGUGCAAAACCACCAACCAGUAUGUUCAUGUGACGAAGGAUUUUCUGGUGAUCCGUUUGCUGGCUGCAAUCCUGUUGAAGCUUCGAAAGAUGUACCUCAUCAACCUUGCAAUCCAUCACCUUGUGGACCUAAUGCCAUUUGUCGAGAAAGGAAUGGUGCUGGUUCUUGUACAUGUGUAGAUGAAUUUUACGGUGAUCCAUAUCGUGGCUGUCGUCCAGAAUGUGUCAUGAACACUGACUGUCCUAGAGACAGGUCUUGUUUCAAUAACAAAUGCGUGGACCCGUGCUCUGGCGCUUGUGGACAAAAUACUGAAUGUAGAGUCGCAAACCAUGCACCUUCAUGUUACUGCUUACCUGGAUUUAGAGGAAAUCCUCUUCAUGCAUGUACUCCUGUCUCAUCACUACCGGGACCUGUGGAUCCAUGCAACCCAACACCCUGUGGGCCGUACAGUAAAUGUCGCGUAUUUAAUGGGCAUGCUGUUUGUACAUGUCUUGAUCUGUGCGUUGGCUCUCCGCCAAAUUGUAGGCCUGAAUGUAUCGUUAGUUCCGAUUGUCGACCGGAUAAAGCAUGUAUUAAUCAAAAAUGCCAAGACCCGUGUCCUGGUAUGUGCGGUAUUGAGGCUCAAUGUCAAGUAGUUAACCACAACCCUAUAUGCAGCUGUUUUAAUGGUUACACCGGUGAUCCUUUCAUCAGAUGUUUCUUUGAGGAAAGCAACUUAGCCUGCAUUUCUGAAAGGUGUAGUGAUCCUUGUCCGGGAUCAUGUGGAUACCACGCAAGUUGUGCUGUUGUUAAACACGUUCCAGUAUGUUCUUGUGACCAAGGGUAUACUGGAGAUCCAUUUUCUGGCUGUUCUCCUAUUCCAUCUAUUGAACCACAAGUUGAAAGUCCAUGCUCACGAUCACCGUGUGGGGCAAAUGCCAUAUGCAAAGAAAGACAAGGAAUCGGUUCAUGUACUUGCCUUCCUGAUUAUUUUGGAGACCCAUAUGUGGAAUGCCGUCCUGAAUGUGUCUUAAACUCAGACUGUCCAAGAGACAGAGCUUGCAUCAAUAAUAAAUGUAAAGAUCCCUGUCCUGGAGUAUGUGGAAUGAACGCUGAAUGUCGUGUAAACAAUCACGCGCCCUCUUGCGCCUGCUUGCCUGGUUACGAAGGAAAUCCAUUUACGUCUUGUUACAUACGACAAAAUGAAAUACCAAUUGAUCCGUGCUCACCAUCCCCUUGUGGACCAUACAGUUUAUGUCGUAUUACCAGUGGUCACGCUAUAUGCUCCUGUCAAGAGCUAUAUUUCGGGACACCGCCCUUCUGUCGGCCGGAAUGCAUGGUUAGCAGCGAAUGUAUGCCCAACAAAGCAUGUAUCAAUCAGAAAUGUGUUGAUCCCUGCAUCGGAGCGUGUGGGAACAAUGCGAAAUGUACUGUAGUCAACCACAAUGCAUUAUGUAGUUGUCCACCAAAUUACGCUGGAGAUCCAUUCGUACAUUGCUCAUAUGAAAAACGGCCGGAAUCUAAGCCUUCUGGAAAUCCUUGUAUACCGUCGCCAUGUGGACCUAAUUCACAAUGCCGGGUAAUUGGCGAGACUCCGGCUUGUUCUUGUCAACCUGGUUACAUAGGAAGAGCACCUAAUUGUCGUCCUGAAUGUAUAUAUGAUGAAGAAUGUCCGAGUAACUUAGCUUGCAUCCGUGAAAAGUGUGUAAAUCCCUGCCAAGGAUCUUGUGGCUCAAAUGCAGAAUGUGUUGUAAUAAACCAUAAAGCUGUUUGCCAUUGUCGUGAAAGCUAUACUGGUGAUCCGUUUAGUGGUUGUUACUUUAUUGUCACAGUACCAAGUGAAGAUGAAACGAAUCCAUGUAAUCCAUCUCCGUGUGGUCCGAACGCUAUAUGCACUGAAAAGAAUUCGGUUGGAGCCUGUACAUGUGCGCCGGGAUACUUUGGUGAUCCAUAUUUGGGUUGUCGUCCUGAAUGUGUCACAAACAACGACUGUCCUUUUGAUAAAGCAUGUUCUAAUAAUAAAUGUGUAGAUAUAUGUCAAGGCGCGUGUGGUCUAAAUGCACAGUGUACUGUUGCGCAUCAUACACCAGUAUGCCUGUGUAUUGAUGGUUAUGAAGGAAAUCCAGUCGUAUCAUGUCAUCUACAAAGAAAACCACCUAUCGCGGAUGUUAACCCCUGUAUUCCAACGCCUUGUGGACCUUAUAGCAAUUGUAAAGUUGUGGAUGACCACGGAGUAUGCUCUUGCCGGGAAGGAUUUGUGGGCACACCACCCACUUGUAGACCAGAAUGCGUUAUAAGCACAGAUUGUCCUCAACAUCAAGCUUGCAUUAAACAAAAAUGUCGGGACCCAUGCCCAGGAACUUGUGGUGUCAACGCAAGAUGCCAAGUGAUAAACCAUAAUCCGAUAUGUACUUGUAAUGCUGGAUUUACUGGCGAUCCGUUCGUAACUUGCCAGUUGGAACAAAAACCUAUCUUAGACGUGCCUAAAGGAAAUCCAUGUGUUCCAUCACCAUGCGGUCCAUAUUCUCAGUGUAAAGUAGUUGGCGAAGCGCCUGCAUGUUCAUGCUUACCGAAUUACAUUGGUGUAGCACCAAAUUGUAGACCUGAAUGUUCUAUAAACGCGGAAUGCCCUGGUAAUCUUGCAUGCCAAAAUGAGAAAUGUGUGGAUCCAUGUCCUGGCUCUUGUGGUUUUAAUGCGGAAUGUUCUGUAGCCAAUCAUGUCGCACUAUGUAGCUGUUGGUUGGGAUAUACAGGUGAUCCUUUCAGUGGCUGUUCACCGUUCAAACAACAUUCAGAGCCACCGCCAAAUCCUUGCAGUCCAUCGCCCUGUGGCGCUAACGCGUUAUGUAAAGAACGAAACGGAGUGGGCUCCUGUUCAUGCUUGCCGGAAUACUUUGGUGAUCCUUACACAGGAUGUCGACCAGAAUGUGUCUCAAAUUCAGACUGUGAUCGCAACAAGGCGUGUUCAAACAAUCGCUGCAAAGAUCCUUGUCCAGGAGCUUGCGGCAUUAAUGCUGAAUGUCGAACUGUCAACCAUUCUCCAACAUGCACGUGUCUCACUGGUUACACCGGUAACCCAUUAGUUAGAUGCGAAAUAGAAAUUGUUACAGAAAAUCCGAAGACCCCAUUAGACCCUUGUCAACCAUCACCUUGUGGGCCAAACAGCUUAUGUCGAGUGAUAAACGGUCACAGUGUAUGUACUUGUGAGAGUGACUACAUUGGCACACCACCUUCCUGCCGACCCGAGUGUAUUGUCAGUUCGGAAUGUCCACAAGACAAAGCCUGUAUUAAAAAGAAGUGCAAGGAUCCAUGCCAGAACUCUUGCGGCGUCAACGCGAGAUGCCAAGUAAUAACACACAAUCCCAUUUGUACUUGUAGUCCCGGAUACACUGGAGAUCCAUUUACACAGUGCACUCUGAUAGAACGUGACGUUCCUACCACAAACCCAUGUGUACCUUCUCCAUGUGGACCUAAUUCGGAAUGUCGUGUUAUUGGAGAUCAGGCUGCAUGUUCCUGUUUGCCAAACUACAUUGGCAGAGUGCCGAAUUGUAGACCGGAAUGUACUAUUGAUCCAGAAUGUCCUAGUAACACAGCUUGUAUAAACGAGCGUUGUAAGGACCCUUGUCAAGGGGCGUGCGGUGUAAAUGCUCUUUGUUUAACUAUUAAUCACAAACCAGUAUGCUCUUGCCAGCACGGAUUUACUGGUGACGCCGGAAAGAAUUGUAUUCAAAUCGUUAUAUCAUCAACUGAAAUGACUCCAACAUCAAGCCCAUGCACGCCUUCUCCAUGUGGUCCUAACGCAGAAUGCCGUGAAUACAACGGAGCUGGUGCUUGUGUGUGUUCGGAAGGCUACGAGGGUGACCCAUACAGUACGCAGGGAUGCAGAAGGGAAUGUGAAAGUAACGAUGAUUGUGCACCAAAUUUAGCAUGUACUCGAUUUAAAUGUAUCGAUCCCUGCCCAAGAACAUGUGGGCAAAUGGCACAAUGUACUGUGGAAAAUCAUAUUCCUGUUUGUACUUGUCCUAGAGGAUAUACUGGUGAUCCAUUCUUCCAGUGUAAAGAAAUUACCAUAUCUCCUACUCCACCACAAAAUCCAUGUGAACCCACACCAUGUGGACCAAACAGCCAGUGCAGACAAGUAAACAUGCAAGCAGUAUGUUCAUGUUUACCGAAUUACAUCGGUUCACCUCCAGCCUGCCGCCCACAGUGUAUUGUUAAUAGUGAAUGUGACACUUCAAAGGCUUGUAUCAAUCAAAAAUGUGAUGACCCUUGUCCGCAUUCCUGUGGCUUGAGAGCACACUGCAUUGUAAAGAAUCAUAGUCCUAUAUGUACAUGUCCGUUGGGAAUGACUGGAGAUCCUUUCACUCAGUGUUAUGGAAUUCCACCCACAACAGAAAGACCCCCAUCUUGUACUCCUUCACCGUGUGGUCCUCAUUCACGUUGUCAACUAUUAGCAAGUGGACCAGCAUGCUCGUGUCUUCCUGGUUACGUGGGUUCUCCGCCAUCUUGUCGACCAGAAUGUACAAUUAACGCCGAAUGUCCGGCUUCACUUGCAUGUGUACGACAAAAAUGUGAGGACCCGUGUCCGGGCUCGUGUGGAGUAGAUGCGUCAUGUCAUGUAUUGAACCAUGUAGCCGUGUGUGUAUGUAACGAAGGUUUUACUGGUGAUCCGUUUGCAAGAUGUCUACGUAUUGUUGAAGAUUCAACAACACCGGCCCCUACAGACCCAUGCAAUCCAUCUCCAUGUGGUGCUAAUGCUGUAUGCGACAACGGAUUCUGUACUUGUCUAGCAGAUUACAGCGGAAAUCCUUACGAAAGUUGCCGACCAGAAUGCACUGGAAGCCAAGAAUGUCCCCGAGAUAAGGCCUGUUUCAGAAAUAAAUGCCGAGAUCCUUGUCCAGGCACAUGUGGACAAAAUGCUAAAUGUGACGUCAUUAACCAUAUACCGACGUGUUCAUGUAUGACAGAAUAUACUGGCAACCCAUUCACUCAUUGUCGUCGUAUGGAACAAGAGAAAGCAAGACCAAAGGACCCUUGUCAUCCUUCUCCUUGUGGACCCAACAGUAUUUGCAAAAACGUCGACAAUGCUGCAGUUUGUGCUUGUCUUGAAGGAUUCCAAGGAUCACCACCAACUUGUCGGCCAGAAUGUGUGGUCAGCUCUGAAUGUCCGUCAACUAAAGCAUGCGUAAAUCAAAAGUGUAUUAAUCCCUGUAUAAACGCUUGUGGAGUAUCAGCACGUUGUGAAGUAAUAAACCAUAGUCCAAUUUGCAGCUGUAACUCAGGGCAAACUGGUGAUCCAUUUAAAAGUUGUUACGAUAUAGUAAUUCCACCGUCUCCACCAGUAGAUGCAUGCAAUCCAUCUCCAUGUGGACCUAAUUCACAAUGUAUGGAAAGAAAUGGAAAAGCUAAUUGCAGAUGUAUCGAAAACUACAUCGGACAACCACCAAAUUGUAGACCAGAAUGUGUGAUAAAUCCAGAUUGCCCUUCAAAUCAAGCAUGUAUUAAGAAUAAAUGUGUAGAUCCAUGCCCUGGUUCAUGUGGAGUAAAUGCUGACUGCAUCGUGGUGAGCCAUACUGUUUCCUGUAUGUGCAGAGAAAAGUUUACGGGUAAUCCAUUUAUGCAGUGUGUUGUUCAAGAAGAAAAUGCAGUUCAGCCCUGUGAUCCGUCGCCAUGUGGAGCAAAUGCAAUUUGUACUCAAAGGGAUGGAGCUGGAUCAUGUUCCUGUCUAGAAGGAUACCUAGGAAAUCCUUAUGACGGUUGUCGCCCUGAAUGUGUACUAAGUUCCGAUUGUCCUGCCGAUAAAUCAUGUAUUAGAAAUAAAUGUGUAGACCCUUGCCCUGGAAUAUGUGGUAGGAACGCUGAAUGCAAUGUUAUAAACCACGUUCCAAGCUGUGCCUGUAUCAAGGGGUACACAGGAAAUCCAUUUGAUCAGUGUAUGAAGGAACAGCCCAUAGAAAUAGUUAAACCAUGCCAGCCAUCACCAUGUGGUCCCAACAGUAUUUGCAGAGAAAACGGUGGAUUAGCAUCAUGUGAAUGCCUUCCAGACUAUAGAGGCGCUCCUCCUGAUUGUAGACCUGAAUGUACUGAUAGUAGUGAAUGCCCAUCAGAUAGGGCUUGUCAUAGAUUGAAAUGCGCAGAUCCUUGCAGAGGCACAUGUGGCAUAGGCUCUCAUUGUCAAGUUAUUAAUCAUAGUCCAUUAUGCAGUUGCCCAGCGGGUAUGACUGGCGAUCCGUUUAAGAAAUGUUUCGAAAUUGAAAAGACAGAAUACGUACCAGAUCUACCUCAACCUCAUCCAUGUCAGCCGAAUCCUUGUGGAGCGUACAGUGAAUGUCGACCGAUUAACAAUAGUCCGUCAUGUUCUUGUGUACAAGGAUAUAUAGGAGCUCCGCCUAACUGCCAUCCAGAAUGUCUUGUAAAUACAGAUUGUCCAUCUCAUCAGGCAUGUAUCGCAGAAAGAUGUAGAAACCCAUGUGAAGGUUCAUGUGGAUUCAGAGCAGAAUGUCGUGUACAUGACCAUAUACCGAUUUGUAGCUGUCCGACCGGUUUUUCAGGCGAUCCAUUUAUACAAUGCACGGAAGUGUUAGAAACUCCUCCGAUCACACAAGAUCCUUGUAAUCCAUCGCCAUGCGGUAGCAAUGCAAUAUGUGAUGCAGGAAUUUGCUCUUGUGCUCCCGGAUAUUUUGGAGAUCCUUACACCGGCUGUCGACUUGAAUGUAGUACUAAUGGCGAAUGCUCCCCAACACGGACAUGUCAAAGAGGCAAAUGUGUAGAUCCUUGUCCAGGUGCAUGUGGGACGAAUGCUAUAUGUUCAGUCAAUAACCAUAUACCAUCAUGUACGUGUCCGCCUUCCACCUCAGGCGAUCCUUUCAAUCUGUGCACAGAAAUUAGAAAAGAAAUUCCUUCAACAUCUCCUUGCUCGCCGUCUCCAUGUGGCCCAUACAGUGAAUGUUCAGUGAGUAAAAAUGGGGCUGCUGCCUGUUCGUGCAAGGCUGGACAUGUUGGAUCGCCACCAUCGUGUCGCCCUGAAUGUCUAGUCAGCGCUGAGUGUAAAUUACAAUUGGCUUGUAUUGAUCGCCGAUGUCGGGACCCUUGCGAAGGAGCGUGUGGUCGAGGCGCACGUUGUCAAGUUAUCGCUCAUUCACCUAUUUGCACAUGUAAUGAAGAUUAUACUGGCGAUCCAUUCUCAUAUUGUUAUCCAAAACCAGUACCACCAUCAAAACCAAUUGAUCCUUGUGAGACUUCACCAUGCGGUCCUAAUUCGCUUUGCAUAAACUCUGGAGAUACACCAGCGUGCAGCUGCCAGCCAGGAUUUAUAGGAGCACCACCUAAUUGUCGACCGGAAUGUACGAUCAGCGCCGAAUGUCCUGCGGCCCUGGCUUGUGUUGCACAGAAAUGUAAAGAUCCGUGCGAACAAGCUUGCGGCCCACGGGCAAUAUGUUCUGUAGUCGACCAUCGAGCUAUCUGCGCCUGUGAACCGGGUCUAGAAGGUGACCCUUUCCAGGGUUGUUCACAGCCAAAAGAAACAACUCCAAGUGUAGCUGCGCCAUCAAAUCCUUGCGUUCCAUCACCAUGUGGUCCAUACUCCGAAUGUCGGGAUAACAACGGAUUAGCUUCAUGUUCAUGUUUGCCGUCUUACAUUGGCUCACCACCAUACUGUAAGCCUGAAUGCGUUGUCCACUCUGACUGCCCGAGUGAUCAAGCAUGUGAAGCUGAGAAGUGUCGAAACCCUUGUGAAGGCUCUUGCGGUUUAUACGCCAAAUGUUUUGUUAAUAAUCAUGUGCCUGUCUGCCUCUGUCCAGAUGGCUUUACAGGAGAUCCGUUUAGACAAUGUACUCCUAAGCCCAUUGAAGAUGUACCUGUGACUUCACCAAGUGAUCCUUGUCACCCAAGCCCUUGUGGGCCGAACAGCGUUUGCAACAAUGGUGUUUGUUCAUGUGUUGCUGAAUACCACGGAGAUCCUUACCUUGGCUGUCGACCAGAAUGUGUGUAUAACACAGAUUGUCCGUUGGAUAAGGGCUGCUUACAAAAUAAAUGUGUAAAUCCUUGUAUUGGAACUUGUGGAUUGAAUGCCAACUGUGAAGUCAUGAACCAUGUGCCGAUGUGUUCUUGUCCUAAGGGUAUGAGCGGCAACGCAUUUAUAGAAUGCAGAGUAUCAGCAGUAACUAUUACCAACCCCUGCAAUCCCUCACCAUGUGGUCCGAACAGCCGUUGUCAAGAAUCAAAUGGACAAGCAGUGUGUUCUUGCGUACCAGGAUAUCGCGGUAGUCCACCGACAUGUCGACCAGAAUGCGUUGUUAGUCUGGAAUGUUCUCUAAAAGAAGCCUGCAACAACCAAAAGUGUAUAAAUCCUUGUGUAGGAGCCUGUGGUACGGCAGCCAUUUGUGAUGUUAUCAAUCACAACCCAAUUUGUACAUGCCCACCCUCAUUUACUGGAGAUCCAUUUGUGAGAUGUAUCGUUACAGUUGCUGUGGAACCACAAGUCAACCCAUGUGAACCAUCACCGUGUGGACCACACUCUAUUUGCAGAAUAAGUGGAGAGAGUCCCAUUUGUGCUUGUUUACCAACCUACAAGGGAACGCCACCGAAUUGUCGGCCAGAGUGCAUUAGCAAUAGCGAGUGUGACUAUAACUUAGCAUGCCUUAAUCAGAAAUGCGUAGACCCUUGCUUAGGCGCUUGUGGUUCUAAUGCUGAGUGUAGAGUUGUUAGUCAUGCUCCUAUGUGCUUAUGUCAGGCUGGUUAUACGGGUGAUCCAUUUACAUACUGCAGUACUAUGAAUAUCGUGGAACAGACUGAAGUUUUAACGCCAUGCAAUCCAAACCCAUGCGGAUCCAACGCUGUGUGCAAAGAACAAACAGGUGUUGGAUCAUGUCAAUGUUUAGAGGGUUACUUGGGAAAUCCUUAUGAAGGCUGCCGGCCAGAGUGUAUAGUCAAUUCUGACUGUCCUCUGAAUAGAGCAUGUUCUAGAAUGAAGUGUAUUGACCCUUGCCCUGGUACAUGUGGCUCAAAUGCUAUAUGCCAAGUGCAGAAUCAUGUUCCGACAUGCUUAUGUCAGCAAGGAUACACAGGAAAUCCAUUCAGCCACUGCAAUAUCAUGCAAGAACUUUCACAACCGCCACAAAAUGUACUAUCUCAAGAUCCGUGUUUGUCAUCGCCAUGCGGUUUAUAUGCGGAGUGUCGGAACAUUGGAAAUGCUCCUUCGUGUGCUUGCAAACCUAAUUACAUUGGAAGUCCACCUAACUGCAGACCAGAAUGUACUAUAAACUCUGAAUGCCCCAGCAAUCAGGCUUGUAUCAACGAAAAAUGUCGCGACCCCUGUCCGGGAGCUUGUGGUGUAAAUGCACAAUGUACUGUGUUUAACCAUAUUGCCCAAUGUGGCUGUUCUGAACAGUUCACUGGAGAUCCAUUUACGCGUUGUCUACCAGUACCAGACAAUGAUGAUAUUCAACCACCACCUUACAUUAACCCAUGUGAACCGUCACCUUGUGGUCCGAACUCAGUAUGUAGAGAAGUAGGAGGUUCUCCGUCGUGUGCUUGUCAAGUUGAUUAUGUGGGGAAUCCUCCGAACUGCCGCCCAGAAUGUAUUUCUAAUUCUGAAUGUUCAAAUGAACUAGCAUGUAUUAAUCAAAAAUGUCAAGAUCCUUGUCCAGGUUCUUGCGGAUCUGGUGCUGAGUGUCGAGUAGUGAGCCAUUCUCCCCAAUGUUUGUGUCCUCUAGGAUACACUGGUGAUGCAUUCAGAGGAUGUCAAAUUAUUGAUGUUCCGCUUGCUCCUUGCUCUCCUUCGCCUUGUGGUCCAAAUGCUAUUUGUAAAGAACAAAGAAAUGCUGGUGCUUGUGUGUGCCUCCCAGAUUAUAUCGGAAAUCCUUACGAAGGUUGCCGCCCAGAAUGCGUUGUCAAUUCAGAUUGUCCUACAAACAUGGCGUGUAUCCAAAAUAAAUGUAAAAACCCUUGUAACAACAUUUGUGGACGCAAUGCCGUAUGUAAUGUUGUCAAUCACACCCCGACGUGUGUAUGUCCACCUGGCUUAACAGGAAGUCCUUAUCAAAACUGCUACGAAGAAAUACUAGAUACCCCAAUAGUUAAUAAGGAUCCUUGUUCUCCGUCGCCUUGCGGCCCAAAUAGCAUUUGCAAAGUAGCGAAUAACCAAGCGGUAUGUACAUGCGAACCUGAAUAUUUGGGAAUACCGCCUGCAUGUAGACCUGAGUGUAUCGUUAGCUCAGAAUGUAACCAACAACAAGCAUGUAUUCAACGAAAAUGUAAAGAUCCUUGUGAUGGCGUUUGUGGACUGAAUACGGAGUGCAAGGUUAUAAAUCAUAGUCCUAUUUGCUCGUGUCGUCCACAAUACACAGGAGAUCCAUUUAGCAGAUGUUAUAGAGCACCAGUUGUGGAUGUUACACCGGUGGCUACAAAUCCUUGUCUGCCAUCGCCAUGCGGUCCAUUCUCGAAUUGUCGCGAUAUGGGUGGUACCCCGUCGUGCUCCUGUUUACCACAGUAUACGGGUAGUCCACCAAAUUGUCGUCCAGAAUGUACCAUUAACACGGACUGUUCUAAUGAGUUGGCCUGUAUCAAUGAAAAAUGUGUAGAUCCCUGUCCAGGGUCGUGUGGCGUAAAUGCUAACUGUAGAGUACAAGGGCAUGUGUCUAUAUGCACGUGCUUUGAUGGCUACAUUGGUGAUCCAUUCCAAAGCUGUUCUUUUAAACCGAAUAUAGAACCUAUAGAGGCAGAUUUAUGCAAUCCUUCACCGUGUGGGCCAAAUGCAAUCUGCAACGAUGGAGUUUGUACUUGCUUACCUGAAUAUAACGGUGAUCCAUACUUUGAAUGUCGUCCUGAAUGUACAAUAAGUUCUGAAUGCCCGAUGGAUAAGGCGUGUGUCAAAAAUCGAUGCAUCAAUCCUUGCAUUAGCAAUACCUGUGGCAUUAACGCCAACUGUGAAGUUGUCAAUCACAUGGCAGUUUGCACUUGCCCAUCCAGGACUACAGGCAACGCUUUUAUACAAUGUACUCCCGUGAGAGAAAUGAUUUCAUCUAAUCCGUGUCAACCAAGUCCAUGUGGCCCUCACAGUCAAUGCCGAGAAUUUAAUGAACAAGCUGUAUGCUCUUGUUUACUUGGCUUCCGUGGAGCACCUCCUUCUUGUCGACCAGAGUGUGUUGCUAGUUCUGACUGCCCUCUCAAUAAAGCAUGUACCAAUCAAAAGUGUGUUGAUCCUUGUCAAGGAACAUGUGGUGUAGCAGCCAAAUGUCAAGUAGUGAAUCAUAAUCCAAUUUGUUCAUGUCCUUCGGGAAUGACUGGAGAUCCAUUUACAAGAUGUAUGAUUAAGCCUGCUGAUGAACCUCUGAUACCGGUAAAUCCGUGUUUACCAUCUCCAUGUGGACCCAAUUCUAUUUGUGAACAAACAAGUGGAGCUAUACCUUCAUGUCAAUGCCAACCCGAAUUUAUUGGAACACCACCCAACUGUCGCCCGGAGUGUGUGGCUAACAGUGAAUGUGCUCCUCAAAUGGCUUGUAUAAAUAGAAAGUGUCAAAACCCAUGCACACAGGCAUGUGGCAUCAACGCUGAUUGUAGAGUCGUCAGCCAUACACCUAUUUGUAUUUGUCCGGAGGGAUACACAGGUGACGCAGCAGUCCACUGCUCAAUAACAGCAAUGAUACCUGUUGAAUCUCUAUCGCCAUGCACACCGUCACCAUGUGGAUCGAACGCUGAAUGCAGGGAACAAGCUGGAGCUGGAGCGUGUAUUUGUGUUACUGGAUACUUUGGCAAUCCUUAUGAAGCAUGUCAUCCGGAAUGCCUUGUAAAUUCCGACUGUCCAAGUAACAAAGCAUGUACGCGAAAUAAGUGCAUCGAUCCUUGCCCUGGUACAUGUGCCGUGAAUGCUGAUUGUCAAGUGGUGAAUCAUUCGCCUUUAUGUACAUGUCGGCAAGGAUAUGUUGGAGAUCCUUUCACGCAGUGUAAUUUAAAACAAAAAGAUGAUCCGUGCAAUCCAUCACCGUGUGGAAACAAUGCGGAAUGUAAUGACGGGCAAUGCAAAUGUCUCCCGGAAUUCCUUGGGGACCCAUACACAGGAUGUCGACCUGAAUGUGUACAGAGUUCUGAAUGUUCUCGUGAUAAGGCUUGCAUCAGAAACAAAUGUGUGGACCCUUGUCCUGGCACGUGUGCGAUCACAGCUACUUGUAGUGUUGUAAACCAUAUUCCAAUGUGUAGCUGUCCCGAGCGCAUGACUGGAAAUGCUUUUGUUGAUUGUCGUCCUGUAUUAGAACCAGUAAUAUCAAACCCCUGUCAACCAUCUCCAUGCGGACCAAACAGUCAAUGUAGAGAUGUCAACGGUCAAGCAGCUUGUUCAUGUGCUCCGAAUAAUAUCGGAGCUCCUCCUGCAUGUAGGCCUGAGUGCACCAUUAGUGCUGAAUGUCCACUCAAUCAAGCCUGCAGCAACCAACGCUGUGUUGAUCCUUGUGUUGGUUCCUGCGGCGUAAACGCUGAAUGUAAAGUAGUCAACCACAACCCAAUAUGCACGUGUCCAGUAUCGUAUACUGGUGACCCAUUCACACGUUGCUUUAGAUUACCGGAACGUUUACCUGAGCCAGUAAACCCAUGCCAACCGACACCUUGUGGACCUAAUUCCCUUUGUAGAGUAGUAAAUGAAGCUCCAUCUUGCACUUGCUUGGAUGGUUACCAUGGUCAAGCUCCUUACUGUAGGCCAGAAUGCACAAGUAAUGAAGAAUGUUCUACACAUUUGUCGUGUAUUAACAAUAAGUGUAAAAAUCCUUGUGAAGGUGCCUGCGCUAGUAAUGCUGAGUGUAAAGUGGUUAGCCAUUCACCUAUUUGCCUUUGCCCGUAUGGAUUUACUGGAGAUCCAUUCUUUAACUGCGUUCACGAACCUUUGCACAUAGACUAUGUCUCUACUCCUUGUUCACCUUCACCAUGUGGAGCCAACGCUAUUUGUAAAGAGAGAAACAACGCUGGAUCUUGUACAUGCUUGGAGGGUUACAUUGGAAAUCCUUACGAAGGUUGCCGACCAGAGUGUGUUGUGAACACCGAUUGUCCUUCAAAUAGAGCUUGCAUCAACAAUAAAUGCGGCGAUCCUUGUCCAGGCAGCUGUGGUACCAAUGCAGAAUGUCAAGUUGUCAAUCAUGCUCCACUAUGCACAUGUGUCAAUGGUUACACUGGAGAUCCAUUCCGCUAUUGUGUCUACCAAGACGAUCCUGUUCCUGAUGUAAGGAAACCAUGUGUUCCAUCUCCCUGUGGACCAAAUUCUGAAUGCCGAGAAAUUGGAAACUCACCGUCCUGCUCGUGUUUGCCAUCAUUUAUUGGUAGUCCACCUAAUUGUCGACCGGAAUGUACAAUACACUCUGAUUGCCAAAGUGAUCGAGCAUGCAUUAAUUCAAAGUGUUUAGACCCGUGUCCCGGAUCAUGUGGUGUGUCAGCCAUAUGCAGUGUUCUUAACCAUAUUCCUAUAUGUUCAUGUAUCGACGGAUAUAUUGGAGAUCCAUUCACUAGCUGCAGACCAAAACCGUUAGAAGUUGAACCAACCGUUAUAGAUGCUUGCACAAAUAUACGGUGUGGAUCCAAUGCUGAGUGUGUAAAUGGACAGUGUCAAUGUCUACCCGAAUACCAUGGAGAUCCAUACUUCAAUUGCCGACCAGAAUGCGUUUUUAGUACUGAUUGUGAUCAAACCAAAGCUUGUGUGCAAAGAAAAUGUGUUGAUCCGUGUAUUGGUGCAUGUGGGCAAAAUGCUGUGUGUCAAGUUGUUAAUCACAUUCCCAUGUGCAGCUGCAAUGGUGGCUUUACUGGAAACGCAUUCGUGUUAUGUAAUCCUAUAAGAGAACUACCUGCUCAAAACCCAUGUAGCACGUCGAUCUGUGGCCCCAAUAGUCAAUGUCGGGAAGUUAAUAACCAAGCCGUGUGUUCUUGCUUGCCUACAUAUUUGGGAAUACCACCAGCUUGUCGACCAGAAUGUGUCGUUAGUGCAGAGUGUCCACAAAAUGAAGCUUGUAUGAAACAGAAAUGUGUGAACCCUUGUAUAGGAACCUGUGGAUUAAGAGCUACGUGCGAAGUGGUUAACCACAAUCCUAUUUGUGCUUGCCCUGCAGCACAUUCUGGUGAUCCAUUCGUCGAGUGCACUUUCAUUUCAAAUUCCCCACCUUUAGAAAUCAACCCGUGUCAGCCUUCACCAUGUGGACCAAACUCGAUAUGUAAAGAAAUUAAUGGAAGUCCGUCGUGUACUUGCUUGCCUGAAUAUAAAGGUCAACCACCGUACUGUAAACCGGAAUGUAUAAGUAAUAGCGAAUGUUCUCCCCAUUUAGCAUGUGUCAAUCAAAAGUGCCGAGAUCCAUGCAUUCAGGCGUGUGGAGCAAAUGCUGAGUGCCGAGUAGUUAGCCACUCAGCUAUGUGCGUGUGUCCACAAGGUUAUUUCGGAGAUCCAUUUUCACAAUGUACACCGCAAAGCGUAAAUGAAUUAUUGACUCCAUGUUCUCCAUCACCCUGUGGACCUAAUGCUAUAUGCAGGGAACAAAAUAAGGUUGGAUCCUGUAUUUGUAAUGAAGGAUACUUUGGAAAUCCAUACGAAGGAUGUCGACCAGAAUGUGUCAGCAACUCGGACUGUCCAGGAAACAGAGCUUGUAUUGGGAAUAAAUGUCAAGACCCUUGUCCUGGUACUUGUGGAAUCAAUGCCGAUUGUUCUACGAUACACCAUGCUCCGACAUGUACUUGCUUAACAGGUUAUACAGGCGAUGCAUUCCGGCGAUGCAACCUUAUUCCUGCUCAAGAUGUAAUUCCGAUAAAUGUAUGUUAUCCAAACCCAUGUGGACCAAACAGUCAAUGUCGGGAAAUAAACGGACAGGCCACAUGCAGCUGUUUACCUAAUUAUCUCGGAGAACCACCCACUUGCAGAUUAGAAUGUGUCAUGAACUCAGACUGUGCUUCAGACAAAGCAUGUAUCAACCAAAAAUGUGUGAACCCUUGUCCAGGCCCCUGCGGUCAGAGAUCUGAAUGUAGAGUGUUCAAUCAUAAUCCUAUUUGUAGCUGUGGUUCAGGUUUAACAGGUGAUCCAUUCACUAGAUGUUAUCCAAAGCCAGCACCCCAGCCGGUUUUAGAUGAAGCUAAAGACCCGUGUAUACCAUCACCGUGCGGUGCUUUUUCAACUUGCCGUAACUUCGGCGGACAAGCUUCAUGCUCUUGUUCGCCUGGGUACAUCGGUAGCCCACCUAACUGUCGCCCCGAGUGUGUUACGAAUCAAGACUGUAUCAGUUCAUUAGCAUGCAUCAACCAGAAGUGCAGGGAUCCUUGCCUCGGCUCAUGUGGUCAAAAUGCGCGUUGUUCUGUGAUGAAUCACUUAGCUAUCUGCUCGUGCCAUGAAGGUUACAAAGGCGACCCAUUCACUGCGUGUACAGUAGAACCGUUAAAAGAUCCCAGUCCACUCGACCUGUGUAAUCCUUCGCCAUGUGGCUCCAAUACAGAGUGCCACGACGGAGAAUGUACAUGCUUGCCGGAGUAUCAUGGAGACCCGUACGUGGGUUGUCGUCCUGAAUGUACUGUCAGCGCAGAUUGUCAAAAGAAUCAGAUAUGUGUACGCAAAAAAUGUGUGAACCCAUGCCCGGAUACAUGCGGUGCUAAUGCUGUAUGCGAAGUUUUCAACCAUAUUCCAAUGUGUAGUUGUCCAGCCGGUUACACAGGAAAUUCUUUUGUUUCAUGCAACGUAUUACAAGCACCUUUACCGACCAACCCAUGCAAUCCAAGUCCAUGUGGUCCAAACAGUCAAUGUCGAGAUAUAAAUAAAGUGGCUGUGUGUUCCUGUAUACCCGGCUACUCUGGAAACCCUCCAACAUGUCGCCCAGAAUGCACUACUAGCGCAGAAUGUCCACUUAAUAAGGCUUGUAACAAUUAUAAGUGUAUUGAUCCAUGCAUUGGAGCAUGUGGAAUCUCAGCACAUUGCGAGGUCGUAAACCACAACCCUAUUUGCUCGUGUCCAAAUGAAUUCACUGGUGAUCCAUUUACCAGAUGUGUACCAAAACCACAGGAAAAUCCACCCCAAAUAAACCCUUGUUUGCCUUCACCUUGUGGACCAAAUUCAAUUUGUCAAACCAUUAAUGAAUCACCAUCCUGUACUUGUAUGGCAGAGUUUAUUGGAGCGCCACCGAACUGCCGACCAGAAUGUACUAGUAACAGCGAAUGUGCGAAUCACUUAGCGUGCAUUAAUAACAAGUGUGGUGAUCCUUGCGUAGGUGCAUGUGGCUCCUUAGCAGAAUGCCGUGUUGUAAGUCAUACUCCUAAUUGUGUAUGUCCGCAAGGGUACAUUGGAGAUCCAUUUGUCUUUUGUAACGUACAACACGAUGUGGCUCCAGUGGAACGACCUACACCUUGCACUCCAUCUCCAUGCGGAAGCAAUGCUAUAUGUAAAGAACGUAACAACGCCGGCUCUUGUGUUUGCGCAUCUGGUUAUUUUGGCAAUCCUUAUGAAGGCUGUCGACCUGAAUGUACGGUCAAUACAGAUUGUCCUUCAAACCGAGUGUGUCAGCAAAAUAAGUGUCAGGAUCCAUGUCCUGGCACAUGUGGUACAAAUGCUGAGUGCCAAACUGUGAAUCACGCACCCAUAUGUACAUGCAAUAGUGGGUACACUGGCAAUCCAUUCCAUCACUGUAGUAUUGUACAAAAUAUCGAACCAUCAACAAAUCCUUGUACGCCAUCACCAUGUGGUCCCAAUAGUGCAUGUAAGGAAGUAAAUGAUCAAGCAGUUUGUACUUGUUUACCAAAUUACAGAGGUGCUCCACCAAACUGUAGACCUGAAUGUGUCGUUAGUGCAGAAUGUCCUUCCAACUCAGCAUGUGUCGGACUGAAAUGCAUUGACCCGUGUGUUGGACAGUGUGGUUUUAAUGCAAACUGCCUUGUCAUCAAUCACAGUCCUAUAUGCUCUUGCAAAAAUGGCUAUACUGGAGAUCCAUUCAGUAGGUGCUACCAAAUAUUGACCAUACCUCAAAUCCAAGAGGCGCCUAAAAACCCUUGCUUGCCAUCACCUUGUGGACCGUUCAGUGAAUGUAGAGAUAUUGGAGGAAUACCAUCUUGCACCUGUCUUCCAAAUUAUAUAGGAGCUCCACCAGGUUGUCGUCCUGAGUGCAUUAUUAACGCUGACUGCUCUAGCAACUUAGCUUGCAUCAAUCAAAAAUGCAAAGACCCUUGUCCAGGUUCUUGUGGAUUAAACGCUCAAUGUACUGUGAAGAACAACAUGCCUAUCUGUACCUGUCGCGAUGGUUACACUGGCGAUGCUUUUACUGAAUGUAAAAUUCAAGAAAUACCAAAUGACGAAGUUGAUUUAUGUAAUCCAUCACCUUGUGGAGCAAAUGCUGUUUGCGACAACGGGGAAUGCUCGUGCUUACCUGAAUAUCAAGGAGAUCCAUACUACGAAUGUCGUCCAGAAUGUGUGCUGAGUUCUGACUGUCCUCAUGACAAAGCAUGUCUGCGGAAUAAAUGUGUAAACCCAUGCAAUAGUGGUGUGUGCGCUACAAACGCAAUAUGUGAAGUUACUAACCACAUACCGAUGUGCCGAUGUCCAGAACGUAUGGCAGGCAAUGCGUUUGUCCAAUGUUAUCCAGUGGAAGUUAUGCCUACGCAUCCUUGUCAACCAAGCCCGUGUGGACCUAAUAGCCAAUGUAGGGAAAUAAACAGCCAAGCAAUUUGUUCGUGUCUUAGUGGAUACAAGGGAAGUCCACCUUCUUGUAGACCAGAAUGUACUGUCAGCACAGAUUGUUUACCGAAUGAAGCGUGUAGUAAUAUGAAAUGUGUUGAUCCAUGCCAAGGAGCAUGUGGCGUUGCAGCAAAAUGCCAAGUGAUUAACCACAAUCCCAUUUGCUCAUGCCCACCAUCGUACACUGGAAAUCCCUUCGUUAGAUGUAUCAUUCAAGAAUUUAAUCCAGAGCCUAUAAAUCCCUGUCAACCAUCACCAUGUGGACCAAAUUCAGUAUGCAAGGAAACAUUAGGUGCUCCGUCAUGUUCAUGCGUGAGUGGUUUUGUGGGAUCACCCCCAUAUUGCAAACCAGAAUGCAUUAGCAAUUCCGAAUGUUCUCUUAAUCUUGCUUGUAUAAAUCAAAAAUGCACUGACCCUUGUAUUGAUACAUGUGGUACAAAUGCCCAAUGCCAUGUAAUAAGCCAUUCUCCUUCGUGUACUUGCCUGGCUGAAUAUACCGGUAAUCCAUUUAUAGAAUGCCAUAGAAUUGAAAUUUUACAAGAAAUAACAUCUCCGUGCCAACCUUCUCCUUGUGGAGCUAAUGCCGUUUGCAAAGAAUACAAUAGUGCGGGAUCAUGUACUUGUCUUCCUGACUAUUAUGGUAAUCCAUAUGAAGGUUGCAAACCUGAGUGCAUAAUUAACACAGAUUGUCCAUCAAACAAAGCUUGUCUUCAAUCAAAAUGUCAAGAUCCUUGUCCUGGUGCUUGUGCUCCAAAUGCUUUGUGCCAAGUGGUCAAUCAUGCUCCAUCAUGUUCUUGUCAAAGAGGCUUUACAGGGGACCCGUUCAGAUAUUGCACCCCAGAACCACCUGUAGCAAAUUCUGUAUUGGAGCCAUACAGGAAUCCAUGUCUGCCAUCCCCAUGUGGUCCUAACUCUAUAUGCCAAGAGAUCCGUAAUGUACCUUCUUGCACAUGUAUGCCUAAUUUCGUCGGAAGCCCACCUAAUUGCAGACCAGAAUGUACUAUCAAUUCAGAAUGUCCUACUUUACAAGCAUGCAUUCAGCAAAAAUGUCGGGACCCGUGUUUAGGGUCUUGUGGUGUAGGUGCUUUAUGCACAGUGUCUCGUCAUACUCCUAUUUGUACGUGUCCAGAUGGAUACACUGGCGAUGCUUUCACGGUGUGCUCUCCUAAGCCACUAGAGGCUGAAAUUAUUGAUAAAUGCAAUCCGUCUCCGUGUGGUCCAAAUGCCAUAUGUAAGGAUGGUGUAUGCUCAUGUAUAGAAGAACACCAAGGAGACCCGUAUAUUGGUUGCCGACCUGAAUGCGUGCUUAGCACUGAUUGUUCGCACGAUAGAGCUUGCGUCAGGAACAAAUGUAUUGAUCCUUGUCCAGGAACCUGUUCUUCUAAUGCAAUUUGUGAUGUCAUUAAUCACGUACCAAUGUGUAGUUGUCCUCAAGGCAUGACUGGCAACGCAUUUUACAAUUGUGAACCUAUUCAGGUACCCAUUGUGACGAACCCAUGUAUUCCAUCUCCUUGUGGACCUAACAGUCAAUGCAGAGAAAUAAAUGGGCAGGCAGUGUGUUCAUGUGUAGUGGGAUACCUUGGAAGCCCACCUCUUUGUAGGCCGGAAUGUGUAGUCAGUUCCGAUUGCCCACUCAACAGAGCAUGUAGUAAUCAGAAGUGUAUUGAUCCUUGUGUUGGAUCAUGUGGUGUGGAAGCAAAAUGUAACGUCGUUAAACAUAAUCCUAUUUGCACUUGUCCACCCAAAUACACCGGUGAUCCAUUUAUAAGAUGUGUACCAUUUAGAGCUCCAUCUGCAGAUAUAACUCCAUGUGUGCCAUCACCUUGUGGACCCAAUUCGAUUUGUAAAGAGCUCUCGGGAUCACCCUCAUGCACUUGUAUGCCGAACUACUUCGGUUCACCGCCAUAUUGCAGACCUGAAUGUACGAGCAACAGCGAAUGUCCUUCUAACCAAGCCUGUAUCAAUCAAAAAUGCAAAGAUCCCUGCAUAAACGCAUGUGGUAUCAAUGCUCAAUGUAAAACGAUAAGUCAUUCUCCAAUGUGUUUCUGUGAAAAUGGGUUUACUGGUGACCCGUUCAGUAACUGCUAUCUACAACAGAAUAUCUACCCAGAGAAAACUUCACCCUGUGAACCAUCACCUUGCGGACCUAACGCUGAGUGCAGAGAGCAUAAUGCAGCCGGUUCUUGUACUUGUUUACGUGACUACAUAGGCAACCCUUACGAAGGGUGUAGACCAGAAUGUGUAGUAAACACGGAUUGUAUACCAAGUAAAUCAUGUAUACGUAAUAAAUGUCAGGAUCCAUGUCCAGGAACGUGUGGCCCAAUGGCAAUAUGUACGGUUGUUAAUCACCUCCCAUCAUGUAGCUGUCCAGGAGGCUACAGUGGUGAUCCAUACAUAAGAUGUGGUAUCUUAAGAGAUCCUGUUCCAGAAGUAACUACUCCUUGUGUACCAAAUCCUUGCGGACCAAAUAGUGUAUGUCGUGCUGUCAAUGGACAAAGUGUAUGUUCUUGUAUGCCAAACUACGUUGGCUCUCCUCCUGGUUGUAGACCGGAAUGUACAGUUAGUUCAGAAUGUUCCAAGGAGAAAGCUUGCAUCAAUCAAAAAUGUUCCGACCCAUGCCCUGGCCAUUGUGGAAUAAACACAAUCUGUAAAGUGAUCAAUCAUAGUCCUAUAUGUUCUUGUAAUUCUGGCUAUAUUGGAGAUCCAUUUACCCGCUGUUACCCACAACCACCUAUGCAACAGCUUCCUGAACCAAUAGGGAAUCCCUGCAUACCUAAUCCUUGCGGAGAAAAUGCAAUUUGCCGCAAUAUCAAUGAUGCCCCGACGUGCACAUGUUUGCCUGAUUACCAGGGGCUUCCUCCUAACUGUAGGCCAGAAUGUGCUAUAAACCAGGACUGUCCAUCAGACAAAGCAUGUAUUAAUCUAAAAUGUCGCGAUCCAUGUCCGGGUAGUUGCGGCCGGAAUGCAAUAUGCACUGUAUUUACUCACGUCCCGGCAUGUACCUGCAGUGAAGGAUUUACAGGAGAUCCAUUUACCUCUUGUAUUAUGCUAGAUCCUAUAGAAGUUGACACCACGCCAGAUCCCUGCAACCCUUCGCCCUGUGGGUAUAACGCUCAAUGCAGAGACGGCGUUUGUACGUGCAUAAGUGACUAUCAAGGUGAUCCAUACUUCGGCUGCAAACCUGAAUGCUUAACAAGCAUGGAAUGUUCAUUGGACAAAGUUUGCUCAGGAAAUAAAUGUAUAAAUCCUUGCCCUGGAACAUGCGCUCCAAGUGCACAAUGUAAUGUUUACAACCAUAUUCCAAUUUGUACAUGCCCUGAAGGAACCACGGGCAACGCAUUCGUGGAAUGCCAUACGUAUGAAGUUAUGAAUGUCGAGCCUUGUAACCCAAGUCCUUGUGGCCCCAACAGCCAGUGCCGUGCAAUAAACAACCAAGCAGUUUGUUCGUGUCUACCGGCGUUUGUAGGAGCUCCUCCAUCUUGUAGACCAGAGUGUACAAUUAGUGCUGAAUGCCCUCUGAACGAAGCCUGUAACAAUCACAAAUGUAUAAAUCCUUGCAUUGGUAGUUGUGGAUAUGCAGCGAAGUGUGAAGUGGUCAAUCAUAAUCCAAUAUGUUCAUGUCCACCUCAAUAUACGGGAGAUCCAUUUGCUCAGUGUACUUUAAUAGUCGCAACUCCCCUGCCACCAGUGGAUCCAUGCACACCGUCACCUUGUGGUCCUUAUUCAAUAUGUAAAGUUAUUGGUGAUUCACCAUCAUGCACAUGCCAAACUGAAUAUAUUGGUGCUCCGCCAAAUUGUCGACCAGAAUGCAUAAGCAACUCAGAAUGUCCGAGCAACUUGGCGUGCGUUAACCAAAGGUGCAAAGACCCGUGUCCAGGCAGCUGUGGAUAUAACGCAGACUGUAAAGUAAUCAGCCAUGCCCUUGUGUGUUCCUGUCCAUUCGGCCAAACGGGAGACCCUCUAAUAUCAUGUGCUCCUGUAAAAGAUAGCAAAAUUGAAUAUAACUCACCUUGUGAACCGUCACCAUGUGGAUUAAAUGCAGAAUGCACAGAGAGGAAUGGGGUCGGAGCAUGUAGAUGUGUUGACACGUUCAUCGGCAAUCCGUACGAAGGGUGUCGACCUGAAUGCGUCAUUAACACUGACUGCCCUCCUAUGUUAGCAUGUAUUCAAAACAAAUGUAAAGAUCCUUGCCCUGGUAUUUGUGCGCCAAAUGGAAUUUGUCAAGUGGUAAACCACUUGCCUUCCUGUUAUUGUCCGCCAGGACUUACUGGAAAUGCAUACGUUAAUUGUGUUGAAAUAAUAAGAGAUGUUAUUAAGCCAACACCUUGCACUCCAUCGCCGUGUGGACCUAAUAGUCAGUGCAGAGAAGCAAAUGCACAAGCUAUAUGUAGUUGCCAACCGAAUUUUAUGGGCACUCCACCAAACUGCCGACCAGAAUGUACAAUAAACAGUGAAUGUCCUAGUGAUAAAGCUUGCUUAAACCGCAAAUGUCUAGAUCCCUGCGUCGGUCAGUGUGCAAGAAAUGCUAACUGCAAAGUAAUUGCUCAUAACCCAAUCUGUUCUUGUCAAGACCGAUUUACCGGAGAUCCGUUUACUAAUUGUGUGCCCAUGCCACUUUCGAUUCCUACACUACCGCAACAAGUAAAUCCGUGCAUCCCAUCCCCGUGCGGUCCAAAUUCCCAGUGCCAAGAGUUUAACGGAAACGCACGAUGCACUUGCCUGCCGAAUUAUAUUAGCUCUCCACCUCGCUGCAGACCGGAGUGUACUGUCAACUCGGAAUGUAACGCGGUCAUGGCAUGUAUAAAUAAUAGAUGCUCAGACCCAUGUCCUGGAGCCUGCGGUAACAACGCACAGUGCAACGUCAAUAAUCAUCUGCCGAUUUGCUCGUGUUUGCCUGGUUUCAGUGGUGACCCCUUCACUAACUGUGAAAUUAUGCAUCAAGAAAUCGAACCAGUAAACCCUUGCUCGCCGUCACCGUGCGGAAGCAACGCCGUUUGUGAUGAUGGUGUAUGCACCUGCUUACCAGAAUACUUCGGUGACCCUUACUUCGCAUGUAAGCCAGAAUGUGUACUAAACUCAGACUGCUCACGAGAUAAAGCAUGUAUUAGAAACAAAUGCAAAGAUCCGUGCAUCGGAACUUGUGGAAAUGCAGCCAUUUGUGAAACUAUAAACCAUAUUCCUAUGUGUUCAUGCCCAGUGGGCACUACUGGAUCCCCAUUCCACUAUUGUAAUGAACUCAAGGAACCAGCAGCACCGAUCAACUUAUGUGAACCAUCCCCAUGCGGUCCCUACAGUCAAUGUAGAGAAGUGAGUGGGCAUGCUGUGUGUGUUUGUGUGCAAGGCUAUGUGGGCAGCCCACCUAACUGCCGGCCAGAGUGUACAGUCAGCUCGGAUUGUAAUCUAAAUCGAGCCUGUUCUAAUCAGAAGUGCAUAGAUCCUUGUCCUGGUGCAUGCGGACGUAACACACAUUGUAUAGUGGUCAACCACAAUCCCGUGUGCACUUGCUUGUCAGGAUAUUCUGGAGAUCCAUUUUCUACUUGUCAAAUUAUCCCUUCCAAGCCACCGGAAAAGGUUAACCCCUGCCUUCCUUCACCAUGUGGACCAAACUCACAGUGCACAGAAAAUGGAAAUAAUGCUGAUUGCAGAUGUUUACCCGAGUAUAUCGGUGCUCCACCUAAUUGUAGACCAGAAUGCACCAGUAACACCGAAUGUGCAUUAAAUAUGGCUUGCAUAAAUAGGAAAUGUAAAGACCCUUGUCAAGGCUCGUGUGGUGUGAAUGCUGAAUGUAGAGUCGUUAGUCAUACACCUAUUUGCUUAUGUCAAAACGGCUACACCGGUGAUCCAUUCCUUUUCUGUAACAUCGAAGUAGCUGCUACAGAACAAGAUCGACCAACUCCAUGUGUGCCUUCGCCAUGUGGCGCAAACGCACAAUGUCGAGAACAAAACAAUGCUGGCUCAUGUACAUGUCUACCUGGAUACUUUGGUAACCCCUACGAAGCAUGCAAGCCCGAAUGUUUGGUAAAUUCAGAUUGUCCAUCAAACUUGGCGUGUUAUCAAAAUAAGUGUCACGAUCCCUGUCCAGGCACGUGUGGCAUAAACGCGCUAUGUAACGUGAUCAAUCAUAUUCCAAGUUGUUCAUGUCCAGAACAACAUUAUGGUGAUCCAUAUAGAAUAUGUACUUUCAAGGUCCAAUCUGAUCCAGUAGACCCUUGCAAUCCUUCACCAUGCGGUCCAAACAGUCAAUGCAAAACCCAAAACGGCAUUGCUAUCUGUACAUGUCUAAAUGGAUACCAAGGAACUCCACCAGAUUGCCGACCGGAAUGUGUAAUAAGUUCGGAAUGUCCAUUGGACAAAGUAUGUGAAAACUUCAAAUGUGUGUCUCCUUGUGAGAAGGCUUGCGGUAUACAAACAGAAUGCAGAGUGAUAAAACACAAUCCAAUAUGUACUUGCAAGCAAGGUUACACUGGUGAUCCAUUUUCGGUCUGCUACUUACUUCCUGAGAAGCAACCUUCUCUAAUGGAACCAAUCAACCCUUGCGUUCCUUCUCCUUGUGGAUUGAAUGCAGAAUGUCGUGAUAUUGGUGGAGUUCCAUCAUGCUCAUGUACUGUUGGUUUCUUUGGCAGUCCCCCUAACUGCAAACCAGAAUGCGUAGUAAAUACAGAUUGUAGCAAUGAUAAGACCUGUAUAAACAUGAAAUGCCAGAACCCUUGUCUAGGAUCAUGUGGCCUGAAUGCUAUUUGCAAUGUUGUUAAUCAUAUACCGGUGUGUUCAUGUCCAAGUGGAUAUGAGGGCGAUCCCUUCGCAAUAUGCAACGUUAAACCAGCGGAUCUUCCUCAAAAGAUUGAUCCAUGCCAUCCAUCACCUUGCGGACCCAAUGCUGUAUGUAAUAAUGGUGAAUGUAGAUGCUUGCCAGAGUAUCAAGGAGAUCCAUAUUUCGGUUGCCGACCAGAAUGCGUUCUCAGUACCGACUGCCCAUUAGAUAAGGCAUGCUUUAGAUCGAAAUGUGUAGACCCGUGCCGCGAUAUGUGCGGUCAGAACGCCGAGUGCAAUGUCUAUAAUCACGUUGCUAUCUGUAGCUGUCCAAGUGGUAUGACUGGUGACGCGUUCACACGGUGUAUCCGUAUAGAAAUGCAACCAAUUCAAGAGGAGCCUUCAAAUCCGUGCGUACCAUCACCAUGUGGACCACAUAGCAUUUGUAAUCCAACUCCUAAUGGCGAUUCAUAUGUUUGCUCAUGUGAACCAACAUUUGAAGGUAGUCCACCGCACUGUCGCCGUGAGUGUACGACAAAUGAUGAAUGUCCUUCAAUUAGAGCAUGUAUCAACCACAAGUGCAAAGACCCAUGUCCUGGAUCUUGUGGGACUAACACGCAAUGUAACGUACGUUUACACAGUCCUAUGUGCUCUUGUGAAGAAGGCUAUACUGGUGAUCCGUUUACAGCUUGUUACUUGAUACCACUGGCAAUAGAAAAGUUAGACCCUUGUAAUCCUACACCUUGUGGAGCUAAUGCUCAGUGUAAAGUUUCGAGGAACGGUGCUGCAGCCUGCAUAUGCGAACUUGGAUAUUUCGGUAAUCCCUACGAAUCUUGUAGGCCAGAAUGUGUGGUUAAUACUGACUGUCCUUACAAUAAAGCAUGUCUAAGGAACAAAUGCGAAGAUCCUUGUCCAGGCGUUUGCGGCUCUACGGCAUUAUGUCAAGUAAUAAAUCAUGUUCCAUCGUGCAACUGCGCUCCAGGAUACACAGGAAAUCCAUACACCUUCUGUCACAUAAUUAUUAACGAGCCAACAUCGGUACCACAAAAUCCAUGUGUACCUAAUCCAUGUGGAAGCAAUUCCAUAUGUAAGGACAAUAAUGGCCUCGCCACAUGCUCGUGUAUGCCUGAAUUCUACGGAACUCCACCUAAUUGCCGACCUGAGUGUACAGUAAACUCAGAGUGUGAUAACACCAAGAGCUGUAUCAGACAGAAGUGUGUAGACCCGUGCAUUGGUUCUUGUGGACAAGACGCGGAAUGUAGAGUAGUGAACCACGCACCAAUAUGUUCUUGUAGAAGAGGAUUUGAAGGAGAUCCGUUUGUUAAAUGUGCUAUUGUUAAAGAAGUAUCAGUGCCACUACAAGAUCAGAACCCUUGUGUACCAUCACCGUGCGGACCAAAUUCUCAAUGCCAAGUUACGAAUCGCAUAUCAUCAUGUUCUUGUUUAGAGAACUAUGUUGGUACACCACCGAACUGUCGAGCAGAAUGCACUAUCAACUCGGACUGUCCAAGCACUAAAGCCUGCAUAAACCAGAAAUGUCGCGACCCAUGCCUCGGCUCAUGUGGUCUUCAAACAGAAUGUCAAGUUUAUCAGCAUGCUGCUAUUUGCAGCUGCAGAGAAGGCUACACUGGAAAUCCAUUCGAAAGUUGCCAUGUUAAAGAAAAAAUUGAACCCAUGCCUGCAGUUUACGAUAAAUGCAACCCAAGCCCUUGUGGAGCAAAUGCUGAUUGCAAUGAUGGACAAUUAAUACACAUAGAGAGAGAUCCUUGCCAUCCAACGCCAUGUGGUCCAUAUAGCAUCUGUCGAGCGGUACAAGAACAAGCAAUAUGUUCUUGUCUUAUUGGCUACAUCGGUGUGCCCCCGUCAUGCAGGCCAGAAUGUCUGGUCGAUUCAGACUGCACCAGUGUUAUGGCGUGUUCCAAUCAAAAAUGUACUAAUCCUUGUCAAGGAUCUUGCGGAUUAAAUGCAGAAUGUCGUGUCCAUAACCACAAGCCUAUCUGUUACUGUAGAAAUGGCUACACUGGAGAUCCAUUUACCCAAUGUGUCGUUCGAGAUGAACCACCGUCAAAGAGAACACCUUGUGAACCAUCGCCGUGUGGUCCUAAUUCUGUGUGUCGAGCAGUAAACGAGGCACCGACGUGUUCUUGUCAGUCUGGAUACAUGGGACAACCACCAUAUUGUCGCCCAGAAUGUACUACGAACAGUGAAUGUAACUUUGAUCGAGCAUGUAUUAACAACAAAUGCGCCGAUCCAUGUGUGGGUGCCUGCGGACUUAACACAGAAUGUCGUGUCAUCAGCCAUUCUCCGCAAUGUGCGUGCAAAUCAGGAUAUGAAGGAGACUCAUUCUAUCAAUGCACUCUUAUCAAAGUACCAGUUCCAGCUGAUGUACCAUCGCAGCCAAUCGCACCAUGCCUGCCAAAUCCUUGUGGACCAAACGCCGUAUGUCAAGAACGUAAUAACGCCGGCAGUUGUACAUGCGUUACGGGCUAUUUCGGUAACCCCUACGAAGGUUGUAGACCAGAAUGUGUUCUCAAUUCCGAUUGUCCCGAAAAUCUCGCAUGUAUUAACAACAGAUGUCAAGAUCCAUGUCCUGGGUUGUGUGGAAUUAAUGCUCAAUGUCAAAUGAUCAAUCAUAUUCCUAACUGUGCUUGCACAUCUGGAUACGUGGGUGACCCACAUGAUAGGUGCAUUCUGAGAGAUGAACCAGCAAAGGACCCUUGUAACCCAUCACCAUGUGGACCAUACAGCACCUGCAAUGCUAUUAACAACAAAGCAAUAUGUACUUGCCUUAAGGAGUAUGUUGGCAACCCUCCAAACUGUAGACCAGAAUGUUUAAUGAGUUCAGAAUGCCCUUUGAACAAAGCAUGUGUUAAGCAGAAAUGUAUUGAUCCAUGCAUUGGAGCAUGUGGAGAAAAUGCACAGUGCCGGGUCCUACACCACAGUCCGUACUGCACUUGCUUACCAGGUUUCGAAGGAGAUGCUUUCAUUAGAUGCUCGAAAGAAAAAGUACUACCACCACAAAUAAAAUCUCCUUGCGAACCCAACCCUUGCGGUCCAUUCUCCACUUGCAGAGACUCAGCUGGUUCGGCUAUCUGUAGUUGCAAGGAGGGUUACUUCGGAGCUCCACCUCGAUGUGCACCAGAAUGUGCGAUCAACGAGGAUUGUCCUAAUGACAAAGCAUGUGUCAGGGAGAGAUGUGUUGACCCUUGCAUUGGAUCAUGUGGGUCAAAUACCGAGUGCCGUGCAAUGAAUCAUCUUGCUAUUUGCACCUGUUUAAGAGGUUAUCGUGGGAAUUCCUUUAUCGGAUGUUACCAAUUUGAUGAACCACAAACACCAAUAUUUACAGACCCUUGUGCGCGAAAUCCCUGUGGAAGUAAUGCAAUUUGUAGCAAUGGAACUUGUUCUUGUAUUCCGGGAUAUCAUGGAAAUCCUGCAAUUGAAUGUCGGCCCGAGUGUACUAUUGAUAGUGAUUGUGACAAACGACAAGCUUGUGUAAACUACAAAUGUGUCGAUCCAUGUAAAAACGCAUGCGGCCUUGAUGCAGUGUGUAAUGUGUACAAUCACAUCGCUAUAUCGCCGGUGGAAACAGAACCAUGUUCACCGAAUCCUUGCGGCCCGAACAGCGUAUGUCGUGCACAAGGUACAGUGGCUCACUGUUCGUGCCGACCGCCCAUGCAGGACGAGCCGCCCAGCUGCCGACCUGAGUGCCACAGCUCGGCGGACUGUCCUAGCACACUUGCGUGUCGCGCUGGCAAGUGCCGUGACCCUUGCCCUGGCGCAUGUGGUGCUCACGCUCUUUGCCGAACAACUAUGCAUUCUCCAAUUUGCACGUGUCCUCCUGGUUACGUCGGUGAUCCGUUUAUUCGUUGUGUACCAGCACUCGAGUCUGAACCUAAAAAGAAUUCACCAUGUCCCGAUUGUGGGCCAAAUGCUGACUGCGUAGAUAGCCGCUGUCGUUGCCGUACAGGUUUCUUCGGGGCACCUCCGUUCUGUCGUUACGAAUGUCUGGAAUCUAAUGACUGCGAAUGGCAUCUAACUUGCAUUAACAGACGUUGCAUAGAUCCCUGUCCCGGAGCGUGCGGCUACGGUGCUGAGUGUGUGCCAGUAGCUCACGAGCCACGCUGCACUUGUCCAUCCUCCACCACCGGCAAUCCUCUUACAGCGUGUCGACCCAUCGAAAAUAUUCCUAAACAACCAAACGAUCCCUGUGUGCCAUCACCCUGUGGACCUGGUGCCUUGUGCCGAGUAAAAGGAAUAAGCGCGUCUUGUGAAUGUGAGCCUGGAUUACGUGGAGAUCCGUAUACUGGAUGCCGACCCGAAUGUCUCGCAGACUCUGAUUGCUCACCUUCUAAAGCAUGCAUACGAUCUCACUGCCGUGACCCUUGCCAGGGCACUUGUGGAGUAGGAGCCGAUUGUGAAACCGUCAAUCAUAUACCUUUAUGUUCAUGCCCACUUGGAACUAAAGGAAACGCAUUUGAAAGAUGCUAUACAGAAAUGACCCAACCACCGUGUACACCAUCUCCCUGUGGCCCCGGCGCGUUGUGCUCAGUGGUCGGUAACAGUGCCAUGUGCACGUGCCCCAGUGGCACAACCGGUGACGCAGCCACCACAGGAUGCAGGCCCGAGUGCGUGGUCAGCUCCGAGUGUCCCCGCGAUCGCGCCUGCGUGCGCAAUAAGUGCAUAGACCCAUGCCCAGGAACAUGUGGCAACGCUGCCAUGUGCCGCGUCUUCAACCAUGCACCUAUCUGUUGGUGUCCACCGUCCACUACAGGCGAUCCGUUUGUUGCUUGCAUAGAUACACCAACAAAGGCCCAUGAUCCCUGUGAUCCCAACCCUUGUGGCCCGCACGCUACCUGCCGCAAUGGAAUAUGCACAUAUUACGAAUGUACCGUCAAUGAUGACUGCUCUGGUGACCGCGCUUGUAUCAACAGAAAGUGUACUGACCCAUGUAUUAAUGCAUGUGGUCUCAACGCGAUUUGUACAGGCGUGCGACACUCCCCGGUUUGUUCAUGUCCACCCGGGUAUACAGGCUCACCGCUGGUACGAUGCAGCCUCAUCGCAUCACAGCCGCCAGCACCUGAAUGCGAGUCCGAUGAACAAUGCGCUGACAACGCCGCGUGUGUUGACUCGCGCUGCUCACCCGUGUGCGGUCCUAACAACUGCGGACUGAAUGCUCGGUGCAUUGCAAAACAACAUAGAGCUUUAUGCACGUGCUUACCGGGAUAUGACGGCGACGGAUACACAGGAUGUUAUUCAGUACAAUGCCACAGCAACAAUGAUUGUCCGGACGAUGAGAGCUGCGAAAGUGGUUCUUGUGUGAAGGUCUGCCUACGUAUUCGUUGCGGAACAGAGGCGCAUUGUGUUGCUCGCGGCCACACUGCUUCAUGUGAAUGUAAUACUGGCGCCCAAGGCAACCCAUGGACUGGAUGUCGUAGAGCCGAAUGUGUUGUAGAUGAUGAUUGUUCCGCGUGGUUAGCUUGCUCUCGCGGCACUUGUAAGGAUCCAUGUCUCGGAGCAUGCGCUCAAGGUGCAAUCUGCUCGGUGGUUCGACAUGUCCCAACGUGUGAGUGCCCGAGAGGCACUCAAGGCAACCCUAAGAUUGAAUGCCGACAAGUUGUAGACGAAGGUCAAUGCGUCAUCGAUGGUGAAUGUGGACCGAACCUUGCAUGCUUACAAGGUGUAUGCAGGAACCCAUGCGAACCGACAUCUUGUGGCGUUCGAGCAGAAUGUAGGGUUGCAAAUACAUUGCCGUUCCGUACGCUCGUUUGUGAAUGUCCAAAGCCUCUUAUUGGUGAUGCCUCAGUUCAAUGCAACACAAGGGGUGAAUGUAAUGCAGACAGCGAAUGCAGUUCUGAGGAGCGCUGCAAUAAUCGCUUGUGCGUUAGCGCAUGCGCAGAUAUAACCUGUGGUUCAGGUGCUGAAUGUAGGGCCCAUCAACAUCGUGCUUCUUGUGCCUGUGUACCACCUCUGCAAGGAAACCCAGAAGUCGCAUGCACACUCGGUGUUCCUGGAGUACAAUGUACAUCAGACUCAGAUUGCGGUAGCGCUGAAGCAUGUGUCGGACAACGAUGCGUGUCUGCGUGUGCGGGAGCUUGCGGCACCAGCGCCUCGUGCGACGCCGCACAGCAUCGUGCUCGUUGCCACUGUCCUCCCGGCACUGCCGGCGACCCUGCCCGCCUCUGCUAUACCCCCGAAUGUACUUCAGAUGAAAACUGUCCGUUUGACAAAACUUGUGUCAAUGGAUACUGUCAAGACCCAUGCACUCUCGGUACACCAUGUGGAAGAGACGCAAACUGCGUGGCGGUAGCACACAUUGCCAGCUGUCGAUGCCCACCUGGCACCCAGGGCGACCCAAGACGUGCCUGUGUAUCUGCUAUCUGUCUUUACAAUGAAGAUUGCGACGAUACACAGAUCUGCAACCGACUCAAUCGCGUAUGCCAGCCGGCAUGUUCUGAACAAUCCUGUGCCCCAGAUGCCCUUUGCACCGCACGCAACCACCGCGCCGUGUGUACGUGCCCCGCCGGUCGCAGCGGCGACCCGUAUGCCAGUGGCUGUAGCACACUGCACGAUGACACCGAGUGCACCACAGACUCUGAUUGUUCAGCACCGUUUGCCUGUGUAAACACCCGCUGCGUAGACCUCUGUCUCGGAAAUCCCUGCGAAACCGGACUAAUUUGUAAGAUUGUCGACGUGCUUCCGCUACGCGCCGUGGCUUGUAUUUGUCCUGAUGGUGGUCGUGUGGCACCAGACAAUGGCUGUCGAGCUCCACCGGAACCGGAAUGCUCAGUUGAUUCUGAAUGUGCUAACAGUCAAACUUGCCGGCGUGGCAGCUGUGUCGAAUCUUGUAGGGCAGAUCCUUGCGGACAAAAUGCUCUUUGCGAAUCCAUCGACCACAUAUCUCGUUGUACUUGUGCACCGGGUUACACAGGAAAUGCAAGAAUCGAAUGUAACACAAUACCCCGACAACCGGCCAUUUUUGAAUGUUACAACGAUGAAGAAUGUGGUUCGGAACGGGCAUGUAUCGACCGUGCUUGUGUAAACCCUUGUAAUGACGCUUGCGGCCUCGGUGCUCUAUGUAGAGUUAUAGAUCAUAAACCUCAAUGCUCUUGUCCGAAAGGAUAUUCGGGCGAUGCCUACAUUCGAUGCACACCACCUUCUGACAAAUCGAUUAUCCCCGUGGGCUGUAAAGCAAAUCACGAAUGCCCGUUGUCUCAAGCCUGUGUAAAUGGAGCGUGCGCAAACCCGUGCGCCUGCGGAUCUAACGCAGAGUGCACUGUAGUGCGGCACCAUCCUGUCUGCUACUGCGAGCGUGGAUACUCAGGCAACCCGUACAUCGGUUGCAGUAAAGUUGGUUGUACUUCUGAUUCCGAGUGUCCUGAUAGUGAUACAUGUUACAACGGCGCUUGCGUCAAUCCUUGCGUAGUUGAAGCUCCAUGUGCUAUUAGCGCAGAAUGCUUCGGUAAGGCACACAGGCCUAACUGCCGUUGCCCAGCUGGAACGUUUGGAAAUCCCUACACUAGAUGUCAAGCUGCUGAAUGUGAGAUUGAUAAUGAUUGUAAUGACGAUAGCGUUUGCGUAAAGGGAACAUGUCGCAACGCUUGCUCGAACUACGGUGGAAACCCUUGUGCCAAUAACGCUGAAUGCUUCGCACGAAACCACGCUGCGUCUUGCAAAUGUCCAUCUGCACUACCUCUAGGAGAUCCUUUGGUCCACUGCCUGAAAGUCGACGUUAUCGGGGAACCUGAAUGCCGCGCAGAUGGUGAAUGUCCUAGUGGCUAUGCUUGCCUCCGAGAUGAAUGUCGCGAAGCUUGUAAUGAACUGAAACCAUGUACUGGCAACGCCCGUUGUACUGUUUCUGACAGUGUACCGUUCCGAACUCUUAUAUGCCGCUGUCCAGACGGAUAUAUUCCCGAAGAAGGAGGAAACUGUAAACCUGCACAACUACCUGCACUAAGCUGUUCAUCGGAUCAGGACUGUGGCGACCACGAAUCUUGUGUCAAUAGAAUUUGCCGCAACCCUUGCAAUUGUGGGGACAACGCAGAGUGCUUCAUUCGGAACCAUAGACCUAUAUGUUCGUGUCGCGAAGGAUUCGAAGGCGACCCAUACCGGCGGUGCCACAUUGUGGGAUGCCGUAGUAACUCGGAAUGUCAAUCUCACGAAGCUUGUAUCAAUGGUAACUGUAUUAGUCCUUGCCUCUUGAAUAGCACCUGUGGACCGAAUUCAGAAUGCUACGUAGAAAGGAAUGUACCAUUGUGCAAAUGCCGACCCGGAUUCGAUGGUGACGUUUAUUCGGGUUGCCACGCAAUCGAAUGCAGAAGUAAUGGCGACUGCCCUCAAGACAAACAAUGUCGGGCUCAUAGAUGUGUGAAUCCGUGCCUUAGCGAGAAUAUAUGCGGUACAGCAGCUACAUGCUUGGUCAGAAACCAUAUCGCUGUAUGUAAAUGUGAACAAGGUUACACAGGAAGCCCUUAUAUCGAAUGUAGACCACAAAUUACCGCAGAGUGUUACGUGGAUGCUGAUUGUCCGUCCAGAAUGGCUUGUUUAUCAUCAAGGUGUGUCAACCCCUGCACAGAAUUACGACCCUGUGCCACUCCAGCACAAUGUGAAGUAUCACCAACACUACCAGUGCGCACUAUGUUGUGUACUUGUCCACCUGGGUAUGUGAGCAGCGGCGGAGGUAUCUGUCGACCAGUAACAUCUAUCGCUGAUGUCAUUUGCACCGCUGACGAUAACUGCACAGCUAACCAUGCCUGCGUAACAUCGGUGUGUAAAAAUCCUUGCGAAUGUGGACCUAAUACAGAUUGUCAAAUAAAAGACCACAAACCGGUCUGUGCAUGCCAACCCGGCUUCGUCGGGGAUGCUCGCACUGGAUGCUAUAAGGUUCUUUGUCAAUCUGAUUCACAAUGUGCAGAUGAUGAAACUUGUUUCAAUAGCCGUUGUAUCCCAGCCUGUUCCGUGGAUUCCGAUAUAUGUGGACAAUCAGCUGAAUGCUAUGGCAUUGAACAUCGCGCCUCCUGCAGGUGCAAGAUUGGUACUAUAGGAAACCCAUCGAUCGCAUGCACACCUAUUGGCUGCCGAUCUGACUCUGACUGCCCAUUAGAUAAAUCAUGUAUCAACACCAAAUGUGUAAACCCUUGUAAUGCAACCUCUUGUAACGACCCUGCUGAAUGUAGAGUACAUCUUCACGAGUUACACUGUGUUUGUCCACCUGGCUACCAAAGCACUGAAGAUGGAUGUGUAAGCACUAAACAGCCACAAUGCAUCACCGAUAUUGACUGUCCUCCUGGAACUGCUUGCCUGAACGCAAAAUGUAUGAAUCCUUGUCUGGAAAUAAAACCUUGCGGUAUCAACGCCGAGUGUAAGGUUGUGGACACCCUCCCAGUUAGAACUAUGAUAUGUGAAUGCGUUCCAGGAUACAAAGGAAAUGCUCUGGUUGAGUGCACUUCUAAUAGACGACCGAUUCCAGAAUGUAUUGAAGGACAAGGAAUUGACUCUACUGGUGAAUGUAUACCGUGCCACGCUAGUGAUGGCCGCGUGCUAGACGCACGCGGUCGCUGCGUGUGCGAUGCGACCCGCGGAUUCGUGCCGCGCGGCGACAGAUGCGAACCGCGUGGCUGCCGCGCUGACGCACAGUGUGAUGACCGCGAGCGCUGCAUUAACGGUGCUUGUGUGGACGCAUGUAUGGCCGAGCCUUGUGGUAUCUCAGCCACUUGUGAUGCGAUUGGUCAUCGCUCACACUGUACCUGUAUUGCGGGCUACACCGGCAACCCACGCGUACACUGCAAUACCACGAACCCACCAGUUUACCGUACUGAUUUCCCUCUACCUGAUAUGCAGGUUCACUGUCUCGCCGACGGCGUCCGGGUUAGUCUGAAGAUCAAGGACUUUAACGGUGUGUUGUAUGUUAAGAGCUAUAGCAAGGACGAACGCUGCCGACUAGUUGUAGAUACUCCUAAAGAUGAGGAAAAUAUUGUCGACUUCACCGUGCACUUCGGAGAAUGUGGCUUAGUGCAUGUGAAUGGCCUUGCUAGCUUCGUUCUUGUCAUGCAAAAACAUCCGAAACUUGUGACUUCAAAUGCCAAGGCAUUCCACAUCAAGUGUAUAUACCAGACGGGCGAACAGAAUGUGACGCUUGCAUUCAAUGUAUCAAUGCUGACAACUGCUGGCACUAUUGCUAAUACAGGACCGCCGCCUACGUGCUCAAUGAGAAUCGUAUCUCGCUCUGGCAGCCAAGUUAGCUCUGCAGAGAUUGGAGAACAUCUAGUCUUGCAAGUUGAUGUACAACCGUCAAAUAUUUAUGGUGGUUUUGCACGAAGCUGUAUAGCGAAGACAAGCGAAGUAGCUACCAAUGUGGAGAAUGAAUAUCCAGUGACAGAUGCUGACGGUUGUGCAACGGAUCCAUCAAUCUUUGGCGAAUGGGAGCGAAGCGAAGACGGCAGCGUACUGCGAGUCGCUUUUAACGCUUUCAAGUUCCCCAGUAGCGAUAACAUACGGUUCCAAUGUAAUAUACGAGUCUGCUUCGGCAAAUGUCAACCGGUAAAUUGUCGCGGUGCUGAUGCGUUUGGCAAACGACGUAAACGAGAAGCUAUCGACAGUAGACCAUCAGGUUCCCCCGCAGGCCAGUUCCGCGAGGAAGUAACCGUCGAGUCGAACCAAAUUCUAACGCUACAGCGACGCGAUCCGUCGCAGGUAGCACGACAACGCGACGCCGGCGGCGCGGCGGGCGCGGGCGCUGGCGCUGGCGAGGUGUGCGUGUCGGCGGCUGGGUUGGCGGUGGCGCUCGCGCUGACGGCGCUGCUGGCGCUAGUGGCAGUGGCCGCGGCUGUGGCGUGCUGGCUGGUGGCGUGGCGACGCGCGCGUCCGCCGCCUGCGCCGCUGCCGCACCCGGCUGACUUCCCCAACCCGCUGUUCCAGCGCUGAGUACGCUAGUCGCGGCCGCGCUCCUCCGCCGGCACCGGGCGGUGUCGGUCUUCCUCUCUCCUUAUCUCUGUGCUGCCGCCGGAGGACCGCCGGCCGGGGGCGCGCCGGGCGCUCCCUCGCGCUCGCCGCGCCCCACCCUAUUCUUUAUUUUAUAUUAAUUUUUACGUUUUACUUUUACUAAUGUGGCAUUCGUCGCUCUUCGAAUUUUGUGAUAUUCAUAUAAAUAUUCGAAAUCACCAUAAUUUUAUGUAAAAUAAAUAUCGAGUAUAUCUAGUUUUAAGAAUAAAUAAUUAAUAAUACUA